Messenger RNA from Ceratitis capitata (Mediterranean fruit fly), 51360 nucleotides. Its product is annotated as titin. Bases 736 to 51228 code for a protein of 16830 amino acids. Gene Ontology annotation, molecular function: protein binding. NCBI's taxonomy places the organism in Eukaryota, Metazoa, Arthropoda, Insecta, Diptera, Tephritidae. The record is from RefSeq and is a predicted model, not a curated record. The transcript is spliced from 34 exons.
ACACAAUCGGAACGAUCUUGUAUCAUUCUUCGCUCGCACCUCAAAAACGAUCGACGUCUUGGUUUCAGUCUCGGGGAUUAUGACUUAGACCAGAAGAUUUUUAAUUUCUGAAAUUUAAGUUUUUCAUACGCGCAUAUAGAUAUAUAAUAUAUACAUCGAGUAUAUAUAUUGAAAAAAAUACAUAUAUAUUUGAAAGAAAAUAUAUUUAACAUAGAGUUUUUCGUAUAAUUUUUGUAUUUAAAAUAACUGAGGUGAAAAAUAAGAGAGUUAAUUUCAACAAAAAAGUUAAUAUAUAUAUAUAUAUAUAUAUAAUUUAAACGAAAUAUAAAACACAUUAUAACGCCGCAAAGGAUAACGAAAACACCUACAACGGAAAAGCAUAAAGUGAAUCUGUGUUUUUGAAGUGAAAAUAUAUGUAUGUAUAAAGUGUAUUCAAAUCAGUCAAUACAUAAAAGCAGCUCAAAGUGAGAAAAUAAACGAAAAUCAACGCAAAACGUGCAACUCGAAAAGUGUUGCCAAAUCGGAUAGAUAUACUUAAGUGGUUCGAAUAUUGUUUGGUUUGCAUCGCACCGCAAGCCAACAAAAAUCCAACCAGUCUACACAAUCUAUCCGUUAGUUAACAACACAACCAGUGAGUUUACAAAUUACAUAUAUUUAUAUUAGCUGCGAAAGGAAAGUCACUUAUAACUACCUACAGUUAUCAUUUUAAAUGCGAAAUAGUUUUAUAUAACGAAAAUGCAACGACAAAAUUCGAAUCCGUACCAGCAGCAGCAGCAGCAGCAGCAACAGCAACAGCAGUCGCAACAACAGCAAAUGCAGUCUCAUCAUGAGACACAACAACAAUUCUCGAGUCAACAACAAUUCUCGAGCGUUCAGCAACAACAGCAAAGGAUAAGCCGCACUGAACAUCGCACCGUUCAGAGUCAGCAAAUAACUCAGCAAAGAGUGCAACAACAUGUCGGCGCAGGCGGUGCCUAUACACCACCAGCUCUAACGCACAUCUACGGUCAAGGCGAUAUCUCACCACCGAUCUUUGAGCAGAUCUUCAAGAAUGCCCGUUUCGCACAGGGCGGUAAUGCCCUGUUCGAGGGUAAAUUGCGUGGCAAUCCAAAGCCAUUCGUUUCUUGGACCCGAAAAGGCGCACCACUUCUCGAGUCACAAAAGUUCCGUAUGAGCUACAAUGAGGCCACCGGUGAAGUAUCGCUAAUGAUUAAUCAUAUCGGUCCCGGCGAUGAGGGCGAAUACACGUGUACGGCACGCAAUCAAUAUGGCGAAGCCAUUUGCAGCGUUUACAUCCAGCCUGAGGGCGCACCUAUGCCCCAACUGCAGCCUGUACAGAAGCUUGACAAGUCAUUGUACACCAACGGCUAUUCGUACACCUCCAUCGAGGAGGAAUUCCGCGUCGAUACUUUCGAGUAUCGUUUGCUGCGCGAAGUGCAAUAUCGUGAGGCCAUCACACGUCGUUCGGCUUACGAACAGGACCAAUAUUUGACGCAAGAGUUGGAUCGAACUAUGGGUCCAGCACAAGCGCCACAAAUUGCGCAGAAACCACGUAACUCGAAACUCGUCGAAGGUUCUGAUGCUGUCUUCAGCGCCAAGGUUGGCUCUAAUCCCAAGCCACGCCUAACAUGGUUCCAUAAUGGUCAACGUCUGGUGCCAUCACAAAAGUACGAGUCAACCUAUUCCAGCGGCAUUGCAACGUUGCGUGUAAAGAAUGCCACCUAUCAAGAUGCAGGUCACUACACUCUGCUCGCCGAGAAUAUACAGGGUUGUGUAGUCUCUUCCGCCGUUUUGGCCGUCGAACCAGCAGCCGAAACUGCGCACGAACCGAAGCCUGUCGAUGUGGCAGCUGAACAAUUGGAGGUCGGUAAAGCUUUGCCACCCACUUUCGUUAAGGGUUAUGCUGAUCGUGAGAUAACCGAAGGUCGUAUGACACGUUUCGAUUGCCGCGUCACUGGCAAUCCCUACCCAGAGGUUAUCUGGCUUAUUAAUGGCCGCCCAGUCAAGGAUGAUGUGUCUCACAAGAUACUUGUUAACGAAUCGGGCAGUCACUCGCUGAUGAUUACCAAUGUUAGCCGUUUAGAUACUGGCGUCGUACAAUGUUUGGCGCGCAACAAGGCCGGUGAGGUCGCUAUCGAAGCGCAACUGAAUGUGUUGGAGAAGGAACAGAUUGUCGCACCACAAUUUGUUCAAAGAUUCAGCACUAUGACCGUACGUGAAGGCGAACCUAUCACCAUGAGCGCCAAUGCCAUUGGCACACCGGUGCCACGUAUCACCUGGCAAAAGGAUGGUGUGCAGAUCUCAUCGACUGCUGAACGCUAUAUCGGUAUUGAUGGUGGCGCUACCUGCUUGGAAAUUCCACGCGUUAAAGCCACCGAUGCCGGCUGGUAUCAGUGCACAGCACAAAAUAUUGCUGGCUCUUCGGCAAAUCGCGCAAGACUCUAUAUAGAAGUACCGAGGGAACAGCCAACGCCUGAACAAAGACGUCUCAAUUUGCCAAGGCCAACAAAAAUUAUUGAACCAGAGCCCGUACCUGGUCCAGAGAUUAUUUAUCUACGUCAUGUAGAACGCGCAAAGCCACACUUGCGCCCCGGUGAAGAAGACCGUGUCUACCCACCGCCACAAUUCAUUAUACCAUUGCAAAAUGUGCAACAAGUCGAGGGUAAUCGUGUGCACUUGGAGGCACGCAUCGAACCAGUGGGUGAUCCCACAAUGGUCGUCGAAUGGUUCCUGAAUGGGCAACCUAUGGCAGCAAGCUCACGCGCUACCUCUGUCUUUAAGUUUGGUUUCAUAGCGCUCGACCUUUUGAGCAUUAUGACUCACGACUCCGGUGAGUACAUGUGCCGCGUCACCAAUGCUGCCGGUGUUGCUGAAUCACGCGCCAUUCUCUCCGUCAUCCAACGUCCGUCCAUCGAACAGAGCUCUCAAAACCCGAACAGUUUGCAAUAUAUCAAUCAACUGGAGGAUUAUUCACGCUAUCAGCGUCAAGAGAGCUCUGAAGAACUCAUGAAUCAACCACCUGUAUUCAUACGUCCACUCAGAGAUUUGGGCGAAUUCGAGGAGGGCAAAAAUGUGCACUUUGAAGCUCAAGUUACACCGGUCAACGAUCCCACCAUGCGUGUAGAGUGGUACAAGGAUGGUCGCCCCAUAACUGCUAGCUCGCGAAUCACUGCAAUCUUCAACUUCGGUUACGUCUCCCUUAACAUCUUGCACCUACGGGCUGAAGAUGCUGGUUCGUACACAGUGCGUGCAGUUAAUCGCGUGGGUGAGGCCACCAGUACCUCGAACAUUCGUGUGAAUAUACGUUCCGAGGUGACCGCUGACUUGGGUAUACCCGAACAGCAACGUUAUAUUGAGAAGGUUGAAGAGCUAGAAGAUUAUAGAAAAUCUCAGCAACGUCGUCAUGUACAGGAGGUGCCUGAACCAAUUGCACCAGCACAAUUUAAGACACCCUUACAAAAUCAAUUGGAUAUACAUGAGGGAGCCCACGCUCAUUUCGAGGCACGACUCGAACCCAUCGGUGAUGCUACCAUGCGUGUGGAAUGGCUCAAAGAUGGCCAACCGUUGGAGGCUAGCUCCCGUAGCACAACUUUCUUCAACUUCGGAUAUGUUGCGUUGACUAUUAAGCAACUGACAAUCUACGAUGCCGGCACUUACACUUGCCGCGCCUACAAUGCCAUCGGUCAAGACACAACCUCCGCACAAUUGACCGUGUUGUCCAAGAAGGACAUCGUCUCCGACUCUCAACACCCAGGUGGCUUAGAGAAGCUACAACACUUGGAAGACUCCUCACGUUAUGGUCGCACCGAGGAGGAAGAGACCAGAGUAACGCAAAUUCCACGUUUCCUCGGUCCCAUGAAGGGUACCAACAAGAUCUUGGAGGGUCAACGUGCCCACUUCGAGGCGCGUGUUGAGCCACAAAGCGAUAUCAGCUUGCAGAUCGAGUGGUACCACAAUGGUCGCGCUAUCACCGCAGCUACACGCGUGCAAAUCUAUCACGACUUCGGCUAUGUCGCUUUGGAUAUCUCUCAAGUGCGCGCCGAAGACGCGGGUGUAUACACUGUGGUAGCCAGAAAUAAGUUAGGUGAAGCACAGUUGCAAGGAACAAUGGUAGUAGAAACUCGUUCCAGCAUUGAUACAUCAAGCAUGCACCGAGGUCUUUAUGAAAAGACUCAAAACUUAGAAAGCAAGCCAUUCGUUGAGCCACAUUAUGAUAUCGAGGAGAUCUCCAAAUCGAAGCCGAUUUUCGUACAACCACUCUCCGACCACAAACCCAUACAUGAGGGUAAAAACAUACACUUGGAGUGUCGCCUGGAACCAAUGGGUGACCCAACCAUGCGUGUAGAGUGGUUCCAUAAUGGACGCCCCAUUACCGUAGGCUCACGCUUCCGCACCUAUUACGAUUUCGGUUUCGUGGCUUUGGACAUCGUACAGGCCACCGCUGCCGACUCCGGCGAAUACACUUGUCGCGCCACCAACCAUCUGGGUUCGGCCCAUACCUCGUCGUGUGUACGUGUUAUCGAUCGCUCAGACAUUGUGACUGAGACUCAAAAUGAAAUGUCACUCGAGCAAAUCCAUCAGCUUGAGGACUCAACACGUCGUCGCCAUCAAGUGGAAGAAGACAUCACUAUCAUGCAAGCGCCACAAUUUACACGAGCUUUGCAUAACAUCGAAACCGUUGAAGGCACCAACGUUCAUUUGGAGUGUCGCCUGCAGCCGGUUGGUGAUCCCAGCAUGCGUGUAGAAUGGUUCGUUAAUGGUAAGCCCGUUAAGACCGGUCACCGCUUCCGUCCAGCAUAUGAGUUCGACUAUGUUGCGCUCGAUUUGCUCGGCUGUUAUGCCGUCGACUCGGGUGUGUACACCUGUCAAGCACGCAAUCAACUCGGUGAAGCUGUCACCUCGUGCUCUGUGCGCAUUAUUGCUAAGAGCGAUCUAAUCUUGGAGACACAGAAUGAAUCAGGUCUACAGAAGAUCGCCUACUUGGAGGACUCUUCACGCUAUCGCCGCAGUGAAUAUGUUGAUGAAGUUGUGAAUGUACGUCCUCGAUUCCUUACACACCCGAAGAGUUUGACCAAUACACGUGAAGGUGGUCAUGCCCACUUCGAAUGCAAAAUCGAACCAGUCACCGAUCCCAACUUGAAGGUGGAAUGGUUCAAGAAUGGUCGUCCUAUCACCGUCGGUCAUCGCUUCCGUCCCAUACACGAUUUCGGUUAUGUCGCUUUGGACAUUGUCGACUUGAUCGCAGAGGACUCCGGUGUUUACACCUGCCGCGCUGUUAACUUGAUUGGCUCGGACGAGACUCAAGUAGAAUUGCAAUGCCGUAGUAGCGAGCAGAUUGUUACGGUUACACAAAACGAAGCCGGUCUCGAGCAAAUCCACUAUUUGGAGGAUCGCUCACGUUACUCUCGUCGUGAGGAGGUUGAUGAAACUACCAAGCAAGCGCCAGUUUUCACUACUUCACUAAAGAAUGUCGAAAUCAAAGAAAACCAACGCGCUCACUUUGAAUGCCGCUUGAUACCGGUUUCAGAUCCCUCAAUGCGUGUAGAGUGGUACCACAACAACUUGCCACUGAAAUCUGGUUCCCGCUUCACCGAAACGAAUAACUUUGGCUUUGUGGCACUGGAUAUUAUGUCCUGCUUGCCUGAAGAUGCCGGCACCUACACCUGCCGCGCUUACAAUGCCGUCGGUGAGGCUAUUACCUCAGCCGUUGCUAUUGUGCACACUAAGAAAUCCAUCUACUUGGAGUCGCAGCACGAAGGUGCCCUCCCACGUUUACAACAUUUGGAAGAUGGCGCUAAGCGUCAACGCAUUAGCGUGCAAGAUGAGGUGGUUAGCCAAGCACCAGUUUUCACACUACCUGUGCGUGAUGUACGCGUCGCGGAGGGUCAAGCUGUGCACUUCGAAGCGCGUCUAAUACCUGUGGGUGAUCCACACCUCAAGGUUGAAUGGUUGCGUAACGGACAACCAAUUGAAGCUUCCAAUCGUACCACCACCAUGCACGACUUCGGUUACGUCGCUUUCAAUAUGAAAUAUGUAAAUCCGGAAGACUCUGGUACUUACACUUGCCGCGCCGUUAACGAGCUUGGCCAAGCUGUCACUUCCGCUUCGCUCAUCGUACAAUCAAAGACCUCCAUUCAAAUGGAGACACAGCACGAGGCCGCCAUGCACAAAAUUCAUCAGCUUGAAGAUCAUACCAAGUAUCAACGUCGCGAAGAGGAGGAGUAUGUCGUAAGCCAACCACCACGCUUCGUCACGAAAUUGAUUGGACCCACCAAUUUGGUUGAAGGCCAAAGCGCACAUUACGAAUGUCGCAUAGAACCAUAUCCCGAUCCAAAUCUUAAGGUGGAAUGGUUCCACAAUGGCAAGGCAUUGAGCACAGGCCAUCGGUUCCGCACCACAUACGACUUCGGUUUCGCCGCUUUAGAUAUCCUCACUGUUUACGCCGAGGAUAGCGGCGAGUACACUUGCCGUGUUACCAAUAAAUUGGGCGAGGCAGUCAGCUCUAUCAGUCUCAAUGUGCAAUCACGUUCCGCAAUCAUACGUGAAACCCAGCACGAGGAGGCUUUGCAAAAGAUCCAACAUUUGGAGGACGAGUCACGCUAUCAACGCAAGGUCGAGGAGGAACAAUUCCUUGCCGAACGCCCUCAAUUUGGACGUCCACUGCGCAAUGCAAACGUGAACGAAGGUACACCAGUACACUUGGAGGCCACAUUGACACCAGUCAAUGAUCCAACGAUGAAGGUGGAAUGGUAUUGUAAUGGUACGCCCAUUCAAACUGGUCAUCGUUUCAAGACCACUUACGAUUUCGGCUUCGUUGCUUUGGAUAUACUGUACACGCAUGCUGAAGAUACUGGCACUUAUAUGUGCAAGGCUAAGAAUGCCGUAGGGGAAGCUGUCACGACUUGUGCUGUAAACGUAACAGCAAACAAGACAUUGGACUUCGACACCAUGGAUGCCCAGCGUUUGGAGAAGAUUCGCCAACUUGAGAGCUAUGCACCACCCACUAAACCUGUCGUAGAGGAGAAGGGUCAGAAACCAAUAUUCCUAACUCCACUAAGCAACUUGGAACAUCUCAAGGAAGGCGAACACGCCCAUCUAGAGUGUCGUGUGGAGCCCAUAAAUGACCCUAACUUAAAGAUUGAAUGGUUCUGUAAUGGCAAACAGCUGCCAACAGGUCAUCGCUUCAGAACUACACACGAUUUCGGCUAUGUUGCAUUAGACAUCUUGUAUGUUUAUGGUGAGGACACCGGCACCUACAUGUGCAAGGCCACGAAUCUGCUUGGUGAAGCUGUAAAUACCUGUAAUGUACGGAUUUUGAACCGACGUAGCAUGAUUUUGGAUACUCAACAUCCCGAUGCAUUGGAGAAGAUCCAAAAAUUGGAAGCUAAGGCUGCACCAGCACGCACUGAGCCCGGUGACUUACCCAUUGGUCCACCACACUUCACCGCUGAACUGCGUGGCACCACCGAGAUCUUUGAGGGCCAAACUGCGCACUUUGAAGCUCAGGUUGCGCCAGUGCAUGAUCCAAACUUACGCAUUGAGUUCUAUCAUAAUGGCACACCGCUCCCAUCGGCUGCACGUUUCCACAUCACCUUUGAUUUCGGCUACGUUUCAUUGGAUAUCACACACGCUGUACCCGAAGAUGCUGGCGAAUAUUCGGUGCGUGCUAUCAACGCAUUAGGUCAAUGCGUUUCAUCGACUAGUCUGAAGGUGAAUGCACGUGGCACCAUCAUUUCGGAGACACAACAUCCCGAAGGUUUGGAGAAGAUUCGCAAACUUGAAUCGAAUGCUCCGUUCCAACGUCCAGAAGUUGAAACACCAGGCACUAGACAACGCCCCGUAUUCACGCAACCACUGCAGAAUAUCGAUCGUAUUAAUGAACACCAAACUGCACACUUCGAGUGCCGUCUUAUACCGGUUGGUGAUCCUAAUCUAAAAGUCGAGUGGUACCGCAAUGAGAAAAUCAUAGAGGACAGCUCGCGUAUCACCAAACAACACGACUUCGGUUUUGUCUCUUUGGACAUCUCACACAUCCGCAAAGAAGACGAGGGUGUGUACAUGUGCCGCGCUGUCAAUCCCUUGGGUGAGGCUGUCACUACCGCUUCUAUGCGCGUAGUUUCCGAAGCCUCCAUCCAAAUGGAUACCCAACAUCCAGAUAGUAUCAGCCGCAUUCAUCAAUUGGAGCGCCCGUCCGCACCACGUGCCGAAGAACCAGAGCGCGCUUUCGAAAAACCAAUAUUCACGCAACUGCUCACAGGUCCAUCUGAACUAUGGGAGGGUCAGCAUGCACACUUCGAGGCACGUGUUGUGCCAGUUGGAGACCCAUCAUUGAAGUUUGAGUGGUAUAUCAAUGGCGUCGAGUUGCAAAUGGGCUCACGCUUGCGCACCACGCACGAUUUUGGUUUCGUUACACUCGACAUAAACGCUGUGGUGCCCGAGGAUGCUGGCGUCUACAUGUGCCGCGCUUACAACGCUGCCGGUGAAGCUGUUUCUUCGACUGCCAUGAAAGUUAAGACUAAGUCAAAUAUCGCUGGUGAUCCAUUGAUCCCAGAGUCAUGGGAGGCUAUUCGCCAGAAGGAGGCCGCCAUGAACCGUGUGCCAGAAAUGUUCGUAGACACUACACCACAACAGGCACCAGUCUUCACCACACACUUGCAAAGCUACGAUAAGCUGUCUGAAGGCCAGCACGUGCUGCUUGAGGCCCAAGUUGAACCACGCGCUGAUCCGAACUUGCGUAUUGAAUGGUUCAAGAAUGGUAUUUCACUCACCACCGGUUCACGCAUACGCAGCACUUUCGACUUCGGAUUGGUUACUUUGUCUGUUAAUGGACUGCGCGCUGAUGACUCCGCCAUCUACACUUGCAAGGCGACCAACCAAGUUGGUGAAGCUGUAUCGACAUGCAGUCUUAAGAUUGAAGAUCGCCAUUGGUUGCAAGGUGAGUCGCUACAUCCCGACUCUCUGCCACGCAUUGGUGAAUUGGAAGCACCAAAACCGGGACGUCCAGAUGCACCCGAACCUGUAUACGAACUGCCCGUCUUUACCACUCACUUGAAUAAUAUCGAAUGCAAAGAGGGCGAUAAUGUACGCUUCGAAUCGAUGGUCGAACCGUCACGUGAUCCAACAAUGCAAAUUGAAUGGUUCUACAAUGGUCAGCCCUUACAAGCUGCCGCUAAGUGCAAGUCUAUUUACGACUUCGGCUACUGUGCCUUGGAUCUAUCCAACACAUAUCCAGAGAACAGCGGUGUAUACACGCUGAAGGCUACCAACAGCAAAGGCUCCGCUACCACAUCGGGCACACUCAAAUGUACCGGCGGUAAGACUUUCUACCUCGACACACAACAUCCACAGGGGGAGGCUGGCCUGGAAGCUGUACGGGAAACCGAAGAGGAAUUGGCUAAUCGCUACUCGCGUCAAGUUUCCAAACCGGAAACUCAAUACCCAGCGCCUGUUUGGACAAAACCAUUGCAAGCCGAAUUCCAUCUCUCCGAAGCGCAAGCAUUGCAUUUGGAGGGUAAUGUCGAACCAAAGGAAGAUCCCAACCUCUUCAUCGAAUGGUACUUCAACGGCAAGAUUCUGCAACACGGCUCACGUUUCAAGAUGACCAGCGAAUUCGGUUUCGUCACCUUGGACUUGACGGAAGUGUAUGAGCGUGAUCAAGGUAUUUACACUUGCAAGGCAUACAACAAGGCCGGCGAGGCAUUCACAACUACAACCAUCUUCUGCACCAGCAAGGAAAGUAUCAUCGAAAAGACACAACAUCCAAAGGGCGCCGAAGGUUUGGAACAAAUUCAAGAUUUGGAAGAGUCUUUACGUAAGGAUGGCUCGAAACCAGAGAAACCCGAAGAAGGCAUGGCACCGCGCUUCACCACCGAAUUCAUUGACAUCAAGGAUGUCGGAGAGGGCGAGAUCGCCCACUACGAAGCGAAUCUCAUACCAACCGGUGACCAAAGUAUGGUCAUUGAAUGGUUCUACAACAGCAAGGUUUUGGAAGCUAGUCACCGUGUCCGUACCAUCUAUGCCUUCGGUAUGGUUGCUUUAGAAAUUCUUGGCACUAAGAUUGAGGACUCCGGCACCUACACUUGCCGUGCCACCAACAAGUAUGGCAGCGCUGAAACAAGCUGCGUGCUGGAAUGCGUAGAGAAGCCACGUGGUCAGAAACCACGAUUCACUUCACACAUCCAGUCUCUGGAAGGUCUUAAGGACGGCCAGUCUGCCCACUUCGAGUGCACACUGAUACCAGUAAAUGAUCCCGAACUUAAAGUUGAAUGGUAUCAUAACGGCAAGCUCAUGCGUCACUCAAAUCGCAUCAAGACCGUUUCGGACUUCGGUUACGUUGUGCUCGAUGUAGCUUACUUACAAGAUCAUGACAGUGGCGAAUACAUGUGCCGCGCCUACAACAAAUAUGGUGAAGAUUUCACCCGCGCAACACUGAACUGCCGCGGUCGCGGUGGUGUCUUCUAUGACAGUCUGCAACCUGACUCAUUACCAAGAAUUCGCGAAUUGGAAUGCCCACAGGGACAACAGGGCGAUACUAGUGCGCCAGUGGUUACAGAGCCACCGAAGUUCAUUACACAAAUUGCCGAUAUCACAAAGUUGGUGGAGGGACAGAGUGCUCACUUCGAGGCUCGCCUUACUCCAGUCACAGAUCCAGAUCUAAAGGUCGAAUGGUAUUUCAAUGGCAAGAAGUUGCCACACGGACACCGUUUCCGCACUUUCCACGAUUUCGGCAUUGUUAUUUUGGAUAUCUUGUACUGUUAUGAGGAGAACUCAGGUGUGUAUGAGUGCCGUGCCGUUAACAAGUACGGCGAAGACGUGACACGCGCCACACUGAAGUGCACAUCCAAAGCUAACUUGAUCUUGGACUCACAAUUGCCACGCGGUAUGGAAGGUGGUUUGGAGAAGAUCGCCAAUCUAGAGUACAGCAUGAUUCGUACACGUGACGAAACUGUCGAGGAGAGCAAGGGCAAGGCACCUGUCUUUACAGUACCACUGGAGAAUAUUGACAACUUACGGGAAGGCGAGAACGCACACUUCGAAGCGCGUGUCACUCCAACUGACGAUCCACGUCUACGCGUCGAAUGGUUCUGGAAUGGACGUCCACUCAAGGCGGGUUCACGUUUCCGCACAUUCUGCGACUUUGGUUUUGUCAUCUUGGAAAUCUCACCUGUAUAUCCAGAGGACUCUGGCGAGUACUCAUGCCGUGCUAUCAACGAAUACGGUGAGGCUGUAACCACAGCCACCAUGAAGAUUCAAGGUAAACGUAGCAUUAUCAUGGAGUCUCAAUUGCCUAAAGGUAUGGAAGGAACCAUUGAUCGUAUUGCCGAGUUGGAGGGAUUGGGCAUGCGUAGCACUGAGUUUGUGCCCGAAGACGAUAGUGGUAAACCACCAGAGUUCAUCACCACGCCAUUCGAUAUGGUCAUCACCGAAAACUCGCUCGCACACUUCGAGUGCCGUUUGCAGCCGGUUAAUGAUCCCAGCAUGCGUGUUGAUUGGUUCCACAAUGGCAAAGCUUUGUGGGCUGGAUCACGCAUUAAGACCAUUAACGAUUUUGGUUUUGUUAUUUUGGAAAUUGCCGGUUGUUAUCAACGUGACUCCGGCUUGUACACCUGCAAGGCGACCAACAAGCAUGGUGAGGCGACAGUUUCAUGCAAACUGCAGGUCAAGGGACGGCAAGGCAUCAUUGUCGAACCUCAAUUGCCCUCGAACUUCCGUACCGGCACUGAGAGCUUACAGAAAUUGGAAGAGAGCAUGCAUAAGCGUGAAGAGGUUGUUAUCGAUGAAGAGCAACCUAAUCCGCCUAAAUUUAUUGAGGAUAUCAAGGAUAAUCUCGAUGUGCCCGAGGGUGGUCCCAUACACUUCGACUGCCGCGUUGAACCAGUUGGCGAUCCCACCAUGCGCAUUGAUUGGUUCUACAAUGGUCGUCCUAUGCCGACCGGAUCACGUGUACAUCAGCUCAACGACUUCGGUUUCAUCGCUUUGGAUAUCGAUUACAUUUAUACACGCGAUGCUGGUGAGUACACUUGCCGUGCCACCAACAAAUGGGGCACUGCCACCACCACUGCCAAAGUUACCUGCAAGGGCAAACACAAUAUCGUAUAUGACACUCAGUUGCCUGAUAGCAUGACCGCUGAAAAAUUGAAGGAACUUGAACGUGGCCGCAUCCCAGAUGCACCAAAAAUUGUGGAACCAGAUUUCGGCCCUCCAGAGUUCGUCACGGAAAUUCAAAAUGUCACCGCUGAGGAAGCCGAAGCUAUGCGCUUUGAGUGUCAAGUGGAGCCAAAGACCGAUCCCAACUUGCGUGUGGAAUGGUACCGCAAUGGCAAGCCGCUCCCGAGCGGUCAUCGUUAUAGAACCAUUUUUGAUAUGGGUUAUGUUUCACUCGAUAUUCUCUAUGUCUAUGCUGAGGACUCUGGCGAGUAUGUCUGCCGUGCUGUCAACAAACAUGGCGAGGCACGCACAAAGGCCACAAUUUCAUGCAAGAAGCUCCCAACUAUUAUGCUGCAAAAUCAAGUACCUCGUGGCAUGAAACGUACCGAGACACUCACUCAAAUGGAGGCGACCAUUAAGAAGUACACUUCUGAGGUGCAUUUGACUGAGGAUGAUCUCUUCGAUCCGGAUCGUAAGCAACCACCACGUUUCGUUACACAAAUCAAGGAUCAGACUACGCUCACUGAAAUGGCUAAUACCAAAUUUGAAUGUCAAUUGGCGCCAGUCGGUGAUCCGAAUAUGAAGGUUGAGUGGUUCUUCAACGGCAAGCCGCUGUUGUACAAGAAUCGUUUCCAACCAAUUUACGAUUUUGGUUACGUCGCCAUGAACUUCGGCUGGGUUUAUCCAGAGGAUAGUGGCGAAUACGUCUGCCGUGCUACCAAUCUUUAUGGCAAGGAUGAGACUCGUGCUUUCAUUAAGGUUUCUGGCAAACCUGGCAUUGUCUACGAUUCACAACUGCCAGCUCACAUGCAAGAGGGAUCCAUACAGCGCAUUCGCGAAAUGGAAGCAUCGUGGCAAGUUGUACCCGAAGAAGUCGAUCCCGAUGCAAAACCAAGAGCCAAACCUACAUUCGUUAGCAAAUUGGAACCACAAACCGUUGAGGAGGGCGAACCCGCACGUUUCUGUGUACGCGUAACUGGCCAUCCACGUCCCAGAGUUAUGUGGCUCAUCAAUGGACACACCGUUGUGCAUGGCUCACGUUACAAACUAACGAACGAUGGCAUGUUCCAUUUGGACAUACCAAAAACACGACAAUACGAUACAGGCAAAGUCGAGGUGAUCGCUAGAAAUUCGGUUGGCGAAGCCAUCGCCACCACCCAACUGAAUGUGGUUGAACGUUCAGAUGAUUAUCGCGGUGUCUUGAAGAAUUCACCACGUCCUUGGUAUGAUUAUGAGCUAACUGCUUAUCAGAAAGAACGUCAAGAAACCGAAUUGGAUAAGAUAUUCGAUGAGCGCAAACAAUAUUUGGCCGAUCAAGGUAAACCACUGAAGGGUAUCGAACACUUGAAACCCAAACAAAUCAAACAGGAAACACCCGAAUGGCAACAGACCGUUAAGGCUAAGAAGAGUGAAGAUUACUAUAGCAAACUGCAAGAGUUGGAGACCGAGCAAUUGCUGAAGGAGACCAAUUUGCGCAAGGAAGCUCAUCAAUAUGCGAUACCCGGUGAAAAGGUUGUGCAGAGCUCUGCCGCCAAGGGCAUGGCCAAAUCUUAUGAGGAGAAUUUGGAAGAACAAACCUCAACAACAACAACAGCUGGUACAAAUAAGGUUGUCAAGAAACCACCAAUUGAACCCGCCGAGUCGUCCGUACAUGGUCGUGAGGUGAUUAUGAACAAACAGCAACAAACGCAGAAAGAAGUUGUUGGCGAUUUGGAGAUUACACGCAAGAUUACCGCUACCGAAACCACCGAAAUGGAGCAUAAAGGCACCGUGCAGGAGCGCGUUGUCAAGGGACCCGUACAACCAUCAAAGCCGCCAGUGUUCACCAAGAAGAUACAACCAUGCCGCGUGUUCGAAAAUGAGCAGGCUAAAUUUGAAGUGGAGUUCGAUGGCGAACCAAUGCCCACUGUAAAAUGGUACCGUGAGAAUUUCCCCAUCAAGAGCUCACCCGAUUUGCAAAUACAUACCUUCAGCGGCAAAUCUAUACUCAUCAUACGUCAGGUGUUUGUCGAAGACUCCGCUGUCUUCUCUUGCAUUGCUGAAAAUCGCGGAGGCACUGCUAAGUGCAGCGCCAAUUUGGUGGUUGAAGAACGUCGUCGUGCCGGCAAAGGUGGUCUCACACCGCCCAGCUUUGUGAAUGUUAUACAGAGUGCCAAUGUUGCCACCGGCCAAUUGGCACGUUUUGAUGCCAAGGUAACUGGUUCGAAACCAAUGGAUGUCUAUUGGUUAAAGAAUGGUCAGAAGAUACAGCCUAGCAUAAAAUUCAAAAUGCUUGAAGAAGAUAAUGUUUACACACUACUCAUUAUCGAACCAUUCGCCGAAGAUUCCGGCCGUUAUGAGUGUGUUGCCGUCAAUGUAGCCGGUGAGGCACGUUGUGAUGCCGAUUGUGUUGUACAAUCACCAACCAAACCGGAUAAACCCACCACGCCAGGCAGUGAAAAGCCACCACACAUUAUUGAGAAGCUGAAGAGUCAAUCGGUUGAGGAGGGUAGCAAGGUAAUCUUCCGUUGUCGUAUUGAGGGCAAGCCCACACCAACUGCACGUUGGUUGCGUGGUGAGAAUAUUGUAAAGCCAUCGCGUUACUUCCAAAUGACACGUCAAGGUGAAUACUAUCAACUGGUGAUUUCUGAAGCCUUCCCCGAGGAUGAGGGUACCUAUAAGUGCGUCGCCGAGAAUAAGCUAGGCAGCAUACAGACCAGCGCUCAAUUGAAGGUGCGUCCAAUUGAGAAUCUCGAUGCCCCACCAACAAUCACUGCACUGAAAGAUGUCUCCGUGACCGAGGGUAUGCCAGCACAAUUCAAGACAACCGUUACCGGUAAAGUGAAGGCGACCAGUGUGCAAUGGUUCCGUGAGGGUGCACUCAUACCGGAAACCCCUGACUUCCAAAUGAUCUUCGAUGGCAAUAGUGCCGUACUACUUAUUGGAACAACUUAUGAAGAGGAUUCGGGCGUAUUCACCGUACGUGUAACCUCAUCAACUGGACAGGUCGAGUCGUCAGCUAAGUUGACUGUUAAAAAACGACGCAUUUCGGCCUUCCAACUACGUCCAAUCGACUCGGUCGAAGAUGAGACUUCAUCAUCCGGUAAGGAAGACAGCUCACCCGAAUCGCCACACCCCCAACAGCCCGGCGCACCGCAGUAUGGUCAAUUCUUGGCCAUCAACGGGCAGGCACCACAUCAGGGGCGGCAACGCACUAAAAAGCCCCGCAGUAAAUCACUACAGCCACACUCAAAUAUUGUACCUUGGCGUAAAUCAUCACGACCCAGACGCGGACGUUCGUUAGAUAAGCAACCCUUCUAUCCCGGCUACAAACCGGAGCCGAUUAAAUCAUGGACUGAAGAAACUAUAAGUCUGAAACCAACACCAAUCGAAAAGAAAGUCAUUCCAAAAAUGGAAGCCGCUAAAGUUGAACUCAAAUCCAUCAAAGAGCAACGCAAUCAAGGUUUGAUGGGUAUUGGCGCCACACUCGAUCAAAUUAUCGCCGGUAAGACUGAAAAGGAAGCCAUUCCAUGGAUAAAGAUGCGUGAUAAACUGAAACACGUGGAGAGUGUGCAAAAGCAAUUGGACAAAUUCGAUUUGGAUGAAGUGUAUCUGCGUCCCAUCGAGCAACCAAUUGUCACCGACAAAAUAGCGCCGCAGCAAGCGCAGCAAGAGCAAAUCGAACGCACCAACGAAAUACAGCGGCUGCGUAGCAUGGAGAGUAUUGAAAUAACCGAGAUGACGGAGCAAAUCGAAAAGCUCAUCACGAAGCACCAGAAGGAGGAUGCGAUACCGUGGAAGGAAAUGCGUCAGCAUUUAAAGAGUGUACAACGUGUUACAAAUCAAAUUGAAAAGUUCAAGAUUGAGGAAGUAGAACUGCGUCAUUUACAAUCGCAGACCACCACCACACAAGAGGUGACCAAUGCCACGCAGGACACCGUCUAUAUGACUGUGGACGAGAGCUCAAAGGGUUCCAUACAGAAGGUGUUGCGCAAGGAGGAUGUACAACAACAAUAUGAAGAUAUCAACCAACUGCAAAAACAACAGUAUAUCAUAAGUGAAGAUAUCAAUAUGUUGAGCGUAGCGGAGCGCGAGAAACUCGAGGCACAACGCAUCAUCCAGCAACAGCAGCCAGUCAAUUGGCGACAGGGACGUAAAGUACCUACCCUACAGCCGCUUACCUCAAUGGAAGAUACUUCAAUACUCAAGACUGGCCUCACCACGCAAGAGCAGGUCGAACAAAGCACACAACAGCAGAAGUUCACAACCGUUGAAGAUACCAAAAUGAUGAGUAUUGAAGAGUACGAACACUUGCAAAUGAUGAAGCGUACGCAAGAAGAGAAGGCGGUCGAAUGGCGUCAGCCCAGGCAAGUACAGGAAUUCCAACAAGUUGAGGAUACCACAAGAUUGGCAGUACAACAACGCCAAGAUACAGAGGAGCAACAAUUCACACAGCCACACCCGGCUAUGUGGGACCGUGGCCGUAAGAAACCACAACCGCAGCAAGCGCAACCACAAGCACCACAACCCGCUGAGCCAUAUCCCGAGCAACCUAAGACAUACGAAGAAGCAGUCGACACGUUGCCAGAGGAGACUGUACCAGUGCCAGCCGAUCAGCCGACACCUGUGAUGUGGGAACGUGGUCGAAAGAUGGUGUCUUCACAACAACAGCAAAUCUCUGAAACUCGUCAUGUAUCGGAAGUGGCACAACAACAGUACGUAGAACAACAGCAAAUCAUUGAACAACAACAAUACGUCGAAGAAACUAAGAAGACUAGUGUACGUAAAACCGUUGCGCCACGAGAACCGGAACAGAAAAUGGAACAAGUUGUACUCAAACCCGCACCAAGACCACGCCCGAAACUGCCACAAAAAACUGAAGAAGUGCAAUUAGAAACCGUAAAACGCAAACAGUCCACUCAAAUAACGGAAGAGCAGCUCACACGGGCCUAUGAGGAGGCCGUUGAUACGCUUGAGGAAACGGCAACGCUACAACAGCCGCAGGCACCACAACCCGUUCUAUGGGAACGUGGUAAAAAGAAGCCAACUCAGGCAGAAGAAGUGGUCACCGAACAGCCAACCAAAGCUUAUGAAGAGGCUGUAGACGAAUUACCGGACCAAGUAUUACAACAACCCGAGCAGCCACAACCGGCACUCUGGGAGCGUGCUAAGAAAGCGCCAACAAGUAUUGUAGAGCAAGUAGAACAGCAACAACAAGUUGUUGAAGAACAAAAGGUUGUUGAGGAAGCUAAAAAGGUCGUGCGCAAGGUAUUACCGCAAGAGCCAGAGCAAAAGAUGGAGCAGGUGGUGCUCAAGCCUACGCCACGUCAGAAACCGAAGGAAACACCUAAACCUGAAGAAGUACAACUUAAGCCCAGCAAACAGCGACAGCCAACACCUGCCGAAGUAGUGGAUCAACAGCAACCAACACAAGCGUACGAGGAAGCGGUUGACGAACUACCGGAAGAGCCGAAACCUCAACCGCUUGAGCAAGCACCAGUAUUAUGGGAACGUGGUAAGAAGAAACCCAUAAAGCCUGUCGAGCAAAAGUUAGAAGAACAGCCGGUUAAAGCGUACGAAGAAGCUGUCGACGAGUUGACUGAGCAGCCAAUUGUGGAGCAAGCUAAACAGCCAGAACCUGUUAUGUGGGAGCGUGGUAAACGCGUAAAGCCACAGCCUGAAGAAAUUGCUGAAGUCAAACAAAAAGUAGAAGAGCAUGUUACGGAGGAACACACCCUUGUUGAAGAAACUAAGAAGAAAGCAACACGUAAAAUCAUACCACAAGAGCCAGAAAAAGUGGAACAAGUUGUUCUGAAGCCCACACCAAAGCAAAAACCCAAAGAAGCGCCUAAAGCUGAAGAAGUACAACUUAAACCAACCAGACGACCGCAGCCAACAGAAGUUGUGGAUGCACAGCAAGAAGAGCCCAUAAAGAGCUUCGAAGAGGCCGUAGACGAAAUAAAAGAAGAGGAAGCUCAACUUGAAGAACAACCGCAACCAGUUGUGUGGGAACGUGGAAAGAAGAAGAAACCCGUCAAAAAGGUAGAAGAGAAACCCGAAGAGGUACCACAAGCACAAGAAGAAGUGGUGGAUGAAAUUCAAGAGCCAAAGGCGGAGCAACCAGAAGAAAAACCUGUAAUGUGGGAACGCGGUAAGAAGAAACCGAAGGUGCCAGAGAAAGAAAAAGAAGAAAUUGAAAUCGUAGAAACUCAGAAAGAGGAAGUCAGGGAAGAGGAAAUAGUUGAGAAGAAGAAGGUUAAGAAACCUAAGAAGAGGCCAAGUGUCACCGAUGUAAUAAAAACUGAGGAUGAGGCACCCAAGGUUGAAAAAGAAGACGAGGUAGUAGCUGAAGAACUACCUGAGGAGACCCAGCCAACAAUCGAAGAAGAUAAGGAAAUAGUGGAAACAACGGAAAUUGCGGAGAAAGCAAAAACGAAAAAAGCAAAGAAACCAAAGGCAAAACCAGUGGAAGAAAUUGAAACCAUAGAAGAACCAGAAGUGCCAGAUGAGGUGGUAGAAGACACCGUUGAUGUCAACAUAAUAGAAAGUGUUGAAGAGAAGAAACGCAAAGUCAAGAAGGUAAAGAAACCAAAGAAAGAGAAAGCCGAAGAAGAACUCGAAGAGCUACAACCUGAAGAAGUGCAGGAAGAAGAAAUAGAAGAAGAACAAGUACCAGAAGAGCCUGUACCAGAGGAGAAGAAACCCGCUAAACGUAGGGAGAUCAAGCUAGAAGAGCCUGAGCAGGUCGAGAAGGUCACGCUCAAGCCAGUUCCACGCAAACAGUUACCUAAGCCGGAAUCUGAGAAACCAGAGGAAGUUGCAUUAAAACCAACAAAGAAACAUGUUGUUCCAGAAGAAAUGCAAGUAGAAGUUGAGACACCACAGGAUGUGACCGAAAAGGUAGCUAUUGAAGUUAUUGAAGAAAUCACCAAAAAACGUGUUAAGAAGAAGAAGCCAAAGAAGAAGACUGUUGCAGAAGAAGAAGUAGACGAGGAAGGCGAACAACCCACGGAGGAAGUAGAAGAAGAAGAAGAGGAGGUUAUAGAACCGUCGCCAGAAGUUGUAGAACAACCGGUUGAGGAUGUUGUUGAAAAGCCAGAAGCGCCAACACAGCCCAAACCGAAACCGAAGCCAGCACUUAUCGAAGAGAAGGUGGAAGAAGUCGCACUAAAACCUAUCAGAAAAGUAAAGAAGGAGCUACCCGAAGAGCAACCCAUCGAAGAAGUUCAACUUAAACCUGUAAGACGACCACAACAAGUGCCAGAAGAACAGAAAUUGGAAGAGGUAGUCUUACAGCAUGUGGAGAAGGAAGCGGAGGAAAUACGUGUUGAAGAAAAGAAAAAGGUAAAACGUGUAAAGAAACCUAAACCAGAAGAGCUGUCCGAAAUACCAGAUGCAGAACCAGUGCAACUCGAAGAAGCCGAACAUUAUGAUAUUGAAAAAGAGCCAGUGGUUGAGGAACCGCAACCGCAAGUGCCAUGGAAGCGUGGUGAAAAGAAGAAGCCUGUUCAGGAACAAAUGGACGAGAAACAAUGGCCAACAGGCAAGAGAAGGCCACUACCAGAAGAGCAACCAGAGGAGAUUACACUCAAACCCAUACCACAAAAGCCUAAGGAGGUGCCAGAGCAGCCAAUCAAAGAAAUUCCCGCACCCAAAUUGACGCCAGAAGAACGACCAGAACCCGAGGAGGAAGAACUUGAAAUCACACCAAUACCAGUGGAAGAUGAAGCCAAGCCACAAAAGGAGAAACCAAAGAAGGAUAAAAAGAAGAAACCAAAAUUACAAAAGGCGACGCCAUCAGUAGAUGAAGUAACCGAGGAAAUAGCCGAGCCAUUCAAUGAACCCAUCACCGAAGAAGAUCAAGUGGAGGAAAUACCAAUUGACGAAAUCAAAGAAGUAGCCAUCUCCGAAGAAGUGCUACCCGAAGAAGAAGUCGUGCCAUCUGACGAGGUCCCAACCACCAAACAAAAGGCGCACAAGAAACGUACGAAACGCCUAAAGGAUGCCUCGCUCGAAGACCAACCACAACUGCUCGAAGCAGAAAUUGUUGAUCUCGAAACCGAGGAGAUCGUCGCACAAGAAACCACACAGGAAGUAUCACAAAAGACAAUAACAUUGAAAAAGACUGAAGACAAUCGACCACAAUUCAUAACCACUGAGCAACUAAUCGAACUCGAUGUGGACGACGUGCGACGCGGCAUUGACAUGAAGGUCACAUCGAAUAUUGUGAAGAAAGAAACACGACGCAUCAUUUUGGACGACAGUCAACCAUUACCCGAGCUUGAGCUGAUUACACAAAAGCGCAUACAAGAGGGUAUUGAUAUGUUGCCCGAUGAAGAGCUAAUCGAAGAUCAAACAGUACCGCAAAAGGAGGAGACCACAACAUCGGAGGUGCAAAAGCAGGAACGUAAACUGGUGCGCAAGAAGAAGAAGGAAAUUAAGCCACCACGAAUUACCGAAAAACUGCGACCUGUCAUGUGCACGCCCGAAGCGCCCACAGAACUUGAAUGUAAGAUCGAGGGCACACCCUUCCCAGAAAUCAGCUGGUACUUCAAUGACGUGCUCUUAUUCGCUUCGGAGAAAUAUGAAAUCACGGUAAUGGAGGAUGUAGCCAAACUCAAGAUAGCCAAGGUCACGCCGAGCGAUGUGGGCGUGUACACAUGCGAAGCACGCAACGAGGCAGGCGUGGCGACGAGUCGUGCCAACAUCUUUUUAGAAAAAGAGCAAGGCAUUGCACCACAAUUCACAAAACCACUCAAAAUCGAGUUCACCGAAGAGAAGGAACCCGAAUUGUUGAGAGUCACUGUGACUUGUCAAGUUCUCGGCAAACCAAUGCCACAAGUGAAGUGGUAUCGCGGCACCGAAGAGGUUAUACCCAGCGAAACGGUACAGACAUUCUACAACGAGGAGACCGGCGAUGUCGCAUUGGAAGUUAUUAAUCCCACACCCAACGAAGCGAUCACGUACUCCGUGCAAGCGCAAAAUGAUUUUGGACGCGCCAUUGGCAAUGCCAACAUACUUAGCCGCGUAGAUGAGGCACCACCGGAGGUAUUGAAGCCACCUAAGGUGACACCGCUCAAUGCACAAGUUAUACCGACCGGUGGCACCUUGUUGUUCGAGGCCAAAUAUGAGGGUAUGCCAAAACCAGAAAUCACUUGGUUGCGUAAUGGUCGUGAAAUCCAAAUCAACGAGGAUGUGACCAUUGAAACCACAGAGACUACCACAACGAUAAAGAUUAUUAAUAUGAAUCGCAAGCGUACCGGUAAAUAUGAAGUUUGUGCGAAGAACAAAGUGGGUGAGGCUAAAUCAUCCGGUUCGGUUAUGGUUACCGAUCAAGCGCCAAACAGAGAAAUCAUACCACCACGUUUCGUACAACCGCUACAACCGAAAUAUUUCGGUGAAAAUGAGGUAGCCAUAUUAGAAGCUGUCGUCACAUCCGAACCACUCUCAUCAUUCCAAUGGUUUGUCAAUCUCGAACCACUUAAAAGCACAAAUGAACUGCGCAUUGUUUCGCAAGCGAACAAGUCGACGCUAUUGAUUGAAAACUUCCAAAAGAAAUUCGUUGGUCCAUACACUUGCCGUGCGGAGAAUGUGGGCGGUUCAGUUACAUCGACAGCCACCGUUAAAUUACUGGAAGAUAGUCCACAAGAGACUGUGGAAGAAUUCGAAUCGCCACGAUUUGUUGAAGAAUUGUUAGAGCCGAUUACGGUAAUGGAUGGUGAGGCGUUGCUGCUUACAUGCAAAGUAAUUGGCAAGCCGACGCCGCAUGUUGUUUGGUAUCAUAAUGAGGAGAAAGUUGUUGAAACCAAAGAGACGUUAAUAUCACAGGAUGCCGAUGGCCGUUGUCAGUUGCAAAUUACCGAAGUAUUCCCCGAAAAUGAUGGUGAAUACAAGUGUGUGGCCAGUAAUAAAAUAGGCGAAGCGCUGACAAAGACAUUCGUUAAUGUACAAGCAUUUGAAUAUAUCCCCGAUUCUGAAAUCACUGGACUCACUGGUUCCGAAGAGGAUCUCCUAGAUAAGACUCUUUCAAUCGACGAACAACCACCGAAAAUUAUUAAGAAAUUACCAGAAAAAAUCGAACCCAAAGAGGGUGAACUAGCGAAAUUGGAAGUUAAAGUUAUUGGCAAACCAAAGCCAAAAGUUAAGUGGCUGCGCGACGACGAGGAGAUAUUCGCAUCGGAAGAAUAUCAAAUCGAAAAUUUCGAAGAUGGCACCUCAGUGCUGGUCAUCAAUCACGUCUAUCCCGAUGAUGUGGGCACCAUUAGUUUUGAGGCACACAAUCCAUUGGGUGUAGCAGUGACCACGGCGCUAUUUGCGGUUGAAGGCAUCGUUGGCACCAAGGACUACCGCAAGCCGGAAUGGGUUACUCAUAUGGAAGAAAUGCAAAAGGCCCUUAAAGAAACAACAGCACCUUUGAUAGCCACAAAUGUGGAUGAGAAAAUCAUACAACAAGUGCAAGAACAACAACUACUACAACAACAACAAGAACAUAAACAAACAAUUAUCAUAAAACAACAAGUACAACAACAAGAACAACAACAAGAACAAGAACAAGUGACAAAAGUAAUCGAGAAAGUUAAAAAGAAGAAAAAGAAAGUGUCACAACAUCAGCAAGAAAUUCAAGAAAUUGUAGAAAUCUACGAACAACAACAAAAACAGCAAAAACAAGAAACGCUCACUCAUAAAAACCUACAAGCAUCUAAAACGCUCGAAGAUUUCUACACCACCGACACCGCAGAAACCCUACAACCAGAAAACAUACCACAAUACGAAACAAUACAAGCUCAAACACAUUCACAAGAUACCAUAGAGACAACAGCGCUAACGCAAGUCAUAGAGCUAUCCACCGAUAUGCCAAAGCCAAAAGUGGCACAAUCUCAGCUCACACACGUUCAAACAGUGGCAAAGCAAGAAGAAUCUAAUGCGCUCGAGGUAGAGAAAAACCUUCAGUUGCAAAGUAGGCAACCGAGCGAAAAACUGCAAGAAAGCAUAACGAUGGCAGCACGACGAGCACCCGAAGUGAGUGAGUUAGAGACCAAGCAAAGCGCUACGGAAUUGGUAAAAGAAAGAAAGCCAAAGAAGGCGCAAGCGCAGCCAAGUGUAGAUAAAAUGGACGCGUUAUUAGUGGAGAAGCCACUUAUUGAAGAUUCAGUAGACGAUUUGACAAGUGCUAAAGUGUCCGAAGAGCAUAUUGAGCCGACUCUAGUGCCACAUAUUUCACAACAGCAAUUGGAGUUAACAACCGCUGAUGCGUUGGACGAGCUGCCUGAACACGUAUUGCGUGAAAAGACAGUUGAGCACGCUAAGCCGGCAUUUGUGCCGCAUAAGAGUGUGUUUAUAGAGGAGUUGGUAAGCAGCGAAACAACUGAGGCGGAAAUUGUUAAACAAAAACUGGACGAAAAGUUAGCGCCGGUUGAUGUUGUGACUGCCGAAACAAGCCUAGAAGUGGUGGAAGUGCAACCACAAGAUACUACAUUAGACUACGAGUCGCCGCAAGUAAAGCAUGAGUUGGUAGCGCAGCCGACCAGGGUUGAGCAAAUAGCUUAUGUGACUAGGGUGGAGAAAACCAUUGAUAAAGAGGAAGAAUUUAAGCAACCCAGUGCACCUGUGCAGGCGCUUGCGGAUAUUGCGGUCUCCGAAGAGACACAGCCACUAGUGGUGACACACAGCGCAGCCGCAGAAACUGUGCGUGAGUUAAGAUCACAAAAAUAUCCGGACGAAAGCAGUGCACUUGAAAGUUUAAUCCUGCAAAGUAGCUUAAUAGGCACACAACCAGAUUUGCAGAGUCCCUUGGAAGAGGUACCUCAAACUGAUUUAACCACACGGCAAGCGGAGCUUAAUCUAACAGAAAACCUACAUGUAAUCGGCAAUGUAGCGACCACACUCGAGCAGCGCCCCGUCGACCUUGUGCCCGACAUCAUGCCAAAAGCAGUCGUGGCUGAAAGUGAACAAGCCCAUAGUCUGCUUAUCGGGCAAGUAAGUGAAACCGUGACGGAGGAACGCACAGAUAAGUUCGAACAGGUAACACCAACACCAGGUAAGCUCACGAAAACUGCGCUUACAUUAACAAAUACGAUCGCGCUACGCACGGAGAAUAUAAUUUAUGAUGCGAACGCGUUACUGGCUAACGAACAAGCCGCGGCGCAGCAUACAAAGCGCGGCUACGAAGACGCUGUUGGAGUAGCCGAUGUGCAUGCUGUCGAGACGCAUGAUAAAGAAAUACCAUUGCCAGAGCAAAAACAAGAAAGUGCUACAGCAAAGUAUAGCUAUGUUGAGCAAACCCCGCUGACCAUCACAGAUGAUCAAACACUAGAGGCAGCUGGCGAUUGGCAAACCACCCUGCAGCCACACAGUCCAACCGCAAAUCAUAAACGGGCGGAAAUCAAUUUAACCGCACCAAGUGUGCUAGAAGUACCACCCCAAGCCAGUACUGGAGCAUUGGAAGUGGAUAGGCCAAAAUCGGUUGCAGCCAUCAAAACAAUUGACGCCAUAUUUGGCGGUCUUAGCGAAAUGCAGGAUAUCUUGGAAACUCACACGACAUUCGAAAAACAUGACCAGCCUGCAGAGAAAGCGUUGCAGCCCUUACCAAGUCGAGAAAUGCAACCUUUGGCGAUAUACCAAGUACAAACCACCGAAAUGGAUGGCAUACUUCACCUGCCGGAUAAGCCUACAAUGCAUGCUUUACGUGAGAUUACGCCCGAGACAUACACACCACUUGAAAGCUCCGAAGUCGUUACGCUACACACGACGCUUAGCGCAGAAGAACAAGUGAAACCACAAACGGUUAAAGCCGAUGUCGCACUACAGACAGAGCGUGGAACAAGAGUACAACAGCAACAGACAACAUUAGAUGCAGUUGAGGCACUUAGAACGGAUGAAUUACCUGCAAAACAAACUGCAGAUAGUGAUUUUGAGUUAUCACAACCAUUGGAAGUAUUGACGACAGCCACACAUGACCGUGAGUCAACGCUGACGCAACCGGAAGCACCUGCUGUAAAGGAAGCUUUGACGGUUACAACAGCCACUUUACCCGUGGCUAACGCAGCGAGUACGCAGCCCAUUGAGGCGUUAGCCGCACUCGGCGAGUCACCGUUAGAUAAACAACAUGCCCACUAUGGCUACAACGAGUUAAUAUCAACAGUGCAAACUAAAGAUGAGACACUGGAGGGCGUUAAAGAGUAUGAAAGUAAGCAAGCACCUACGCACGGCAUGGCCACCAUGGAGUUGGUUGCCCAUAAGAACGCCUUUGAGGUGCAGACCACAAGCUUAACCGAAAAAGAAGAAAAGUUAGCCGAUGACAAGCCCAUAAUGAAGGGCUCCGCGGAGCUUAAAUUGAAUGAAUCGACGCAGAAGACCGCACUAACGCAAGCGCUUUACGUGCACGAUACAACGGGUGACUUAAAGGGAGUUGAGUCAUUAGAAACUACAGGAAAACCGAUUACCGAUAACUUCUUUGAAGUUGCAAUCAAACAAGAAAAUGUUUACGAGAAGGAGACCACACUCGACGCCUAUGAAAAAGGCAAAGAAUACUCCGCAACAAUAACCUACAAUACAGAAGAUGCUAAGGUGAUCGAACAGAACCAAUUUUAUGAGCUUGAACAGGCUUUCGAUCAAAAACAGCCCAUGGAGGCUACAGCACAGACAACAGCACAAACGGAGUUGUUGAAACUGCCACUAAGCGAAAGCAUUUACGACUUGGAGAAUUUGGGCGAAAUCGAUAAAUUGAAACUCACAACUUCCUCCGCAAUAUCACAAUAUCAAAACUUGAGUGAGACUAUAAUAUCAGAAAUCAUAGCUUACGAAGACUCACGCCCCGAUGCAAUAGCGUUGCCAGAACACGUGGAGCAGCGAAUUGAAGGAACAUUAACUCUCGCCGAGCAUGCGGCUAUCGGACGUGAAAAUAUUGUCAUUGAAGACGCCGAACACUUCGCAGAUAAGCCGAUUUUUGUUAAGAAAACAGCAAGGGAAGCCACAAGUGAGCAACAAAUGCAUGCACCAGUUUUAGAGCAAGCUAGCACAUUAGAUGCACCGGCAAAGCUCCUACCUGCAGAACAACAGGCGGAGAGAGCGAAAUCCGGCGCUGAACAAACACUACUCACCACAAAUAUUGUUAGUGUGACAGGUGUAUACGAAUAUUUGAAGCCCGUUAAAGAUGCCGAGCUCAUGCCGGAGACGCAUGCGAAUAUCGCACAUACAACUCAACAUAUAGCCACAAUACAAAGCGAGCAACUUGCUGAAAGCGAAGGCAGUCUGAAAUUGCCGAAGCCGGUUAGUACACAAGCCACCGAAGGCGAAUUAACUAAAACACUAGGUUUGCCUGUGGUAAAGGAAACCACUGUAGUGGAGGCUGAAGAGCCGUUAGUUAUGGAUACUAACAUACCAGCGGAACUAAAAACCACAUUCGCAGGGGCACAGCACGAGUUGAGUGUGACGCAAGUGCAAAGCUAUGAGAAGACUGGUGAGCUACUAACAAAAGACAUCGUGCCCAAAGCUACACUUAGUCCCAAUUUAGAAAGUACAUACAGACCAACGCAGGUCGAGACCUACACGCCGGUGUAUGCGAAAGAGGGUGACAUACAGCAAUUCAAGCCGGACGAACAGCAUGCGAAACCAUACGUGGAGGGCAUGUUAACGGAGACCAUAACCACGGAUGUAAAACCGUUUGAGGAAACUGUUGCCUUAGACAAGCUGGAAUUUGCGCUAAAAGAAGCCAAACCCAACACCACCAUCGAUGGACAUACUCAACAACUGCAAGUCGAGCGACUGGAUAUUAUAUUAGAUAAGGAAGAUAGCUUUGAAGACAUCGUCAAAACCGAAAAGGUCAAAACCGACAUAGAGGGUGCUCAGCACGAAACACUUGUAACGCAACCAGCUGCACUCGAGCAAGUAACAGACCUACAACCAGCUCAGUUAAAGGCAGACAAAUUGGCACAACAUGCUGUAGAGGACAGUAUGCGUCAGGCGCAAACAAUUAACACACAGACAAUAUUGGAGAAAGAAUUGCCAAGUAGCGACGCAAAGCCUACCGCAUACACCGCGACGCCGCAAACGACAGCAUUGCAAAAUGACAAAACUAUUGCCGAAUUAACGGCUUAUGAAGCGGUGCAGCCACUGGCUGAAGCAAAAGAGAGCCUACAACCACAGCUAGCCAUCGCAAGCUUGGUUGCAAGUCAUCAGCAAACACAAAUUACAACCUUGCAAGAAACACUCAGCAAAGAGGAGAGCAUAACAAGCGACCAACCCAGUCAGCAGAGCGCAGUGCGUUUGCCUGCCGACAAAAAUAUUGCCCACACAACAGAGGAGACCAUUGGCUUGAAUAUUAUAACAGAUAUAUAUGACUUACGGUCGCAACCUGAGCAUGUCGCACAAAGCACACACGGCGAAUUGAAUGAGAGCAUGCGAGUUACAGAGUCAGUGCCCUACGAGCAUAUAACCGCACUCACAACUGACGAGCCAACACAACACUUAUUACCCAGCACUCUGGAGCCGUAUGAACAAACGAAAUCAGCCGAAAAAGCGGAAGUGGAUAUUUUUGAAAGCCUGCAGUACGCGGGUGAUUUUAAGCCACAAACCGUCGAAGGUUUGGCAAGCAGUAUUGUGUUACCCGAACUGAAAGUCCCAUUGGUUGAUGAGGUUGAGAUCAAACCGACACUGGAGCGCCUGUCCGACAAUAAACCGAUAGAAGAGCAUGCCAUUGCCGAGACACCAGCACAGCAUAACAUUAGCGUUAGUACAGAAACUCCAUAUGAGAGUACCGCUAGUUUGCCCACACUGAAAAAACCUGACGAUCAAAAGGCUCUUCAAAGCGUCACAGAUACUAGCGCAUCGUACACGGCCAUCACUGAUGCGCCGCCAUCAAUAACCGAAAACAUCAUUCAACUCGAAGAUAUAACGCGUGAUAAAGAUCAGCAAGCAGACGUUAGCAUAACACCACAAUAUAGUACGUAUUUGCAAGAACAAACUACCGUACAGGAUUAUCUCAACACUAUAGACACACACACACCCACACCGGAUACGACCAAGUGGCAGGUUCAACCCCAACAUGCUUUAGCCGGUAGUGAGUUGCAAACUUACGAACAAACGAUGCCACAUGCCACAGAUUUUACACAAAGUAGCAUAGCUACAGAAACACUAGAGACUAUAACAACAAGCACAGAGAUACAAAUGACACAAUUCAUAUCAGAAAACUCGGAAGACACUUUAGCUACAACAAGGACUAAAACUGAUCAAGCCAUAAGCACAUAUCAGCCACAUAUCACAUAUGAUCAAGCAAGUGUUCUUGAAUUUGAGACGGAAACAAAGUUAGAAACAUUACAACAACAGCAAAAUCCACAUGAACAACUGCAAACAGCAAGUGCUCAACCCAGCCACAUACUACCCAUACAGCAUAAAGAAAUGGCUAAUGAGAGCACUAAAGAUUUAUCGGUACAAGACACCACAAUACCUAAACAACUAAUCACAAUGCAAACGGAGUCCAUAGAGGCUCUUACAGUUGAAGUAGUACCGGCAUAUCACACAAUCGUUGAAGGUAUAGGAGAUGAAGUUAGUCUAAAACAAGAAAAGCCUAAGUACAUACAUGAAACCAUGAAAGACCUAGUAGAUAAAGUAGAAACACUAAGUGUAAAAACCGCCUUCGACACACCGAUACAAUCUCACACUACAGAACACAAAACACAACAACAGAAAACACUUAUUCAUGAUGAAGCACAGACCACAGAAAUGCCCGAAGAAAUACGCAUAAUAGAGACAAUCUCCGAGGAUGGCAAGCCAAAGAAAAAGAAGAUACGUACUCGCGUCAUCAAGAAGGUGAAGGGUGACAAACAAGAAGUCACCAAGAUUCAGACGGUUGAAGAAGAUGACAAACAUCCCGAAACUACUGUCACAGUUGAAGAAACUCCGGUUGAGGAAGCACCUGAGGAAGUAAGUGAAUUACCCGAAGAGGUGCGUGUGGUUGAAACUAUCUCUGAAGAUGGAAAGCCAAAGAAGAAGAAGAUACGUACUCGCGUCAUCAAGAAGGUGAAGGGUGACAAACAAGAAGUCACCAAGAUUGAGACCGUUGAAGAAGAUGACAAACAACCCGAAACUACUGUCACAGUUGAGGAAACUCCGGUGGAGGAAGCACCUGAAGAAGUAAGAGAAAUGCCUGAAGAGGUGCGUGUGGUUGAAACUAUCUCUGAAGAUGGACAGCCAAAGAAGAAGAAGAUACGUACUCGUGUCAUCAAGAAGGUGAAGGGUGACAAACAAGAAAUCACAAAGAUUGAGACCGUUGAAGAAGAUGACAAACAACCCGAAACUACUGUGACAGUUGAGGAAACUCCGGUAGAAGAAUCACCUGAAGAAGUAAGAGAAAUGCCUGAAGAGGUGCGUGUGGUUGAAACUAUCUCUGAAGAUGGGCAGCCAAAGAAGAAGAAGAUACGUUCACGCGUCAUCAGGAAGGUGAGGGGUGGCAAGCACGAAGUUACCAAAAUUGAGACCGUUGAAGAAGAUGACAAACAACCAAAAACAACCAUCACAGUUGAAGAAACUCCGUUGGAGGAAGUUAUUGAAGUUCCAGAAGAGGUGCGUGUCGUUGAAACUAUCUCCGAAGAUGGAAAGCCAAAGAAAAAGAAGAUACGUACUCGCGUCAUCAAGAAGGUGAAGGGUGACAAACAAGAAGUCACCAAGAUUGAGACCGUUGAAGAAGAUGGCAAAGUACCCGAAACCACUGUCACCGUUGAAGAAACUCCGGCCGAGGAAGCACCUGAAGAAGUGAAAGAAAUGCCCGAAGAGGUGCGUGUGGUUGAAACUAUCGCCGAAGAUGGCAAGCCAAAGAAGAAGAAGAUUCGUACACGCGUCAUCAAAAAGGUAAAGGGUGAUAAAGAAGAAAUCACCAAGAUUGAAACUGUGGAAGAAGAUGACAAACAACCCAAAACAACUGUCACAGUUGAAGAAAAACCAUUUGUCGAAGUUAUAUCACAAUCACGUUUAAAGAAAAGAAUUCGUGUGCAGAAACCCACAGACGAGGUGUCAGUUGUGGAGUUGCCAGAACAAAAAUCGGUUGUCAUAUCAAAGAACGAAGAUGGCACGCCAACGAAGAAAGUUAUCAAGACUAAGAUUAUUAAAAAAAUUGACGGACCCAAAAUGGAGAUUACUAAAGUAGAAACAAUUGAAGAAUUUGAAAAAAUUCCCGUUACCAAAGUUACUGUGCAAGAAUACGACGAGCCCUUCCCCGACAUAAAGCCAGCGGAUGAAACAGAUGUACCGUUACCAAUCGAAGAAUUGCCAGAAGAGAUUAUUAUCUCGGAGAUUGUAGCGAAAAAUAAAAAACCAAAACAAAAGAUUACAAAAACUCGAACAUUCAAAAAAGAAGCUUCACCUGAACCAGAAUUUUAUCAAAUACAAACCAUUGAGGAGGAAGGAAAGGAGCCCUACUCGCUCAUACGUGUCGUUAGUGAUGAUAGUAUUGCUGAUAUAAUCGAUAUUAGUUUGUUAGAGGAUGAGAAAACACCCAAACCAAAACCAACGACAGAAAGAAAAUCUAAAAAACAACACAAAACUAAGGUGGACAAACCCACACCCGAACACUUGACAACGGAAAAGCCCGUUUUCGUUACCACAUUCAAAUCGGUACAAAAUGAGGAUGGCGAAACAGUUAUUGAAACAGAAAAUAAGAAAAUAACCGAGGAGGAAGGCAUCGUAGUCGAGGAAGUACUUAGCGAUACUGAGCCGGUUAUGUAUGAGGAUCAGACUGCUAUAAAGAAUGUUGAAAUUGUAGAGGUCGACGGAUACACAGACCAAGAUAGCAAAGAGUACACAAUUACAGAACCCGAUGAUGUCAUUGAAGACAUUACACAAACACCAGAUACAAUUAAGAAAACGAAACAUAAACUUAGAAAACCAACUACACAAAAACAAUUCGAAAGUAUCGACGAAUUGCCCGACGAAGUGGUGAUUGAAUAUAUGCCCGAAGAGGUAUACGAAGUACAAAAACCAGUCGAAGUGAGUGAGGUGACAGUAGAUGAAGGUGAUUUGGUUGAGCCCAAAGUAACUGUGGUUAAAAAGCGAAGAAUUAAACAAAAGAUAGGUGAUCGUGAACAGGUUAUUGAAGUUGUUACUAAACAAGAAGAAGGUGAGGAUGACGAGAGUACAGUGGUGGUUGUUCAUUCGGAUCAUGAUGACGAUGUAGAUGAAGCACAACCGUCAAUGCAUGAAAUAAAUGUGGUUGAAGAGUUGGUUGGUGCACCCAAAGCGGCUGUUGAAGAAAAGCCGGUAACAAAGAGAAAACGCAAGCCCAAAAAGGUGGUGAAAAAAGAUGAUCUGGAUGAAUAUAUACAAUUCCUGAUCGAACAGGAAAUACCCAAAACUGUAUUACAAGAAUAUAAACGCAUAGAAAUGGAGCAACCGCAAAAGGCGCAAAGUGAAACAUUGCCAAAGCCGAAACCAAUUAAAUUAGUACCAAUGAAAGUGGAAAAUGUUGAGGUGAAAAAAUCGCGACAAAUUGAAAUCACAUCGGUGGCUGAGUUCCCGCAAAUGUUGAAACUCAAGAAGCCUAAACAGAAACCGAAGGUAGAAAAACCUAAGAAGGAUACAGCGGCUUUCAAGAAUUUCAAAUUGAAGAGCUGGAUAAAUUUCAUACCAUUUGCACCGUACUGCUUUAAGCCCACCAUAACUGAUUUGGAACCAAUACGCGGCUGUGGUGAGUUAUCGCGAAACAUCGAGGAAGCUUUGGUUAUAGUAAAGAAGCGACGCGUUAAGGUUAAACACAGUGAAAAGCCCGAAAAAGAUCUUGAAAUACUUGAUCUCGAAACAUGUGAAGCUCCACAACCGCUUGAGGAGCAACAACCGGAGAAGGUAGAGAAAUAUAAGCGACCUAAGAAGUUGCAAAAGGUGGAAACAACUGAAGUGCCUAAGAAAUUGAAACUGGGCAAAGGUAAACUACCAGAGAGCGUAGACGAUACGGAGGAAGUGAAAUUGAAGCCAAUAUCUAAGGCAGAUAAAUCAGAUAUUGUUGAAGAAAUGCCUGACAAGCCAACAGAAGAGAAACCGAAAAAGAAGAAGCGUGGCCGCAAGCCCGGCGCUGGUGAUACAUCUAUACAGUUCGAGCCUCUCGAUUUCGAAGAGAUAGCAAGUGAAGAUGAAGUACUAUCCGAAGGCACGGAUGCUUCACAACCAGAAACGGAUAUUACACCGGAUAAACCAAAGUACAAACGUAAGAAGAAGACACCAGCAAAACCAGAGACCAUAGAAUAUGCUAUUAAGCCACAAAAACCAAAGGAAACCGAGGAUACUAUAGAACCGGAAUGGAAGCUACGAAAAUCGCAAGGUAAAAAGCCAGAAAAUGAGGAUGAAGGAGUGACAUUGAAGCCAUAUCACAAAAUCGAAAUACUGGAAAUGGCGCCCGAAGACGCCGAACAGCCCACAGCGCCAACAGCGCCUGAAGUUAUUAAGAAACGUACGAAGAAGAUACGUAAAAUCAAACAAGAAACACCUGUUGAAGAGAACAUUAUAGAAAUAAGUGAAAUACCAGCAACAGCCGAAGGGGAUGUGCCCACUUUUGAAGUAACCAUAACAACAACGGAUGUACCUGAGAAACGUACUAAACCAAAAACUUUGAAAAAGAAGCGCGUCAAGUUGAUGAAAGAAGAAGAACUGGAAGACUUUAUUGCUGAAUUAACUGAAGCACCCGAAGAUAAGGUAUAUGAUUUCGACACCAUCGAUUUCUAUGAGGUUAAAGUACAAGAAUUACAGCCGGAAUUUAUCGAAGAAACUGUGGUUAAGGACGACGGUAAAGUUAAAACAGAAGUACGUAAGAAACGGAAACUCCUACACAAGAAGGGUGACGAAGAGCGGUUGAUCGAAAUUGUGGAAACAACCGAAUCUACGCCUGACUCAAAGGAAACUUUGUAUGAAGUGCUUGUUGUUGACGUUGAAGAAGAGCUAACACCCGAAUCAACAGUGACUAAAGAGAAAAAGCGCAAGCCCAAGAAACUGAAUAAAGAUGAAUUGGAUGAGUACAUACAGAAAUUAAUCAACGCUGAAAUUCCUAAGACAGAACUUGAAAAAUACGAAAAGAUCGACGUAGAUGGUAAGCCGAAAAAGCCUAAGAAAGCAAAGAAAGCGCCACAAAAGGCAGUGUUGGAAAUACCUGAUGCUUUGGAAGUAGACAUAGUUGAAACGAUUCCAAAAGAAACAGCUAAGCAAAAGAAACCAAAGAAGAAGGUAAUUCCCAAAGAAGAACAGGCCCAAGAAGAGCCUACCGAAGUGCCCACAACUGAGUACGCAGUUGGAGUUAAGGAUACUGUACCCAUCGAAGAGGAUAAAGAAAAUGUUGCAGACGACUCGGUAACUACAACAAAGAUUACGCCUGCACCGGAAAUCGUUGAGGGCGAUUUUGUACACAUUGAGGAAAUCUCCGAGGAUGUGAAAAUUGUGACAAAGCAAGAACCGAGCGGUGAAGUUAAAGAAGAAACAAUAACAAAACGGAAAUUCAAGAAGAAGAAGGGUGCAAAGGUCUACCUCGUGGAAGUUAUCGAGACACAUGCCAAGGAUGAACCAGUUGCCGAGGUAACAGUCAUAACAACUGAGGACGUCGAGAAGACUGAAGAAAUAUUACCAUCGGUACCAAAACGUAAACCGAAGAAAACUACCAAAAAGGUCAGAAAGGAAGAACUCAAAGAUUAUAUAAUGAAAGUUGUUGAAGAAAUACCAGAGGAAUUUGAAAUACAACCUAGAGAGGAAACAGAAAUUAAGGAAGAAGUUAAAAAGCCAGUGGAAGAGGAUAUUUUCUUCACAACCACUGUCGUGGAAGAUGCGCCUGAAGACAAAGACACUCCGACAACCGAGGAUGUUACGCCUGUUAAAGAAAAAAUCGAAGAGAAAAUUAAGAGGCCUAAGAAAUCCAAACAAUACAAGAUUGUCGAAACACAACCAGAAAGACAAGAGGACAAGCCAGACGAAGUCGAAGUGCAAUCCGAGGAAGAAACUGAUGUAACAGAAAGUCCAGUUGUGGAUAAAUUCCAGAUUGAAGUAAAAGAAAAGGAUGUUAAGAAAACAAAGAAGGUAAAACGUGUGAAGCCUAAGGAAGUGCAACCCAUUGAGAAAUAUGUUGUACGAAUUGAAGAAUCAGCCCCGGAAGUUACCACCACAGAAGUCGUUGACGAUCAAGGCGAGGUCACAAUCCAAACAACAACGAAACGUAAACUUAAGAAGAAGGAAGGACCUAAGGAAUACGUUAUUGAAGUUGUAGAGACAUUUGAAGAAAAUAAGCCGGACGAAGUCGAGAUAACAGUCUCAACAACCGAGGUCACUCCUACUGAUUUCACUGAGGAAGUGGUAGAGCCACUUAAAGUAACGAAGAAGAUCAAAAAGAAGAAAUCACCUAAGGAUAGUUUCGAUGAAUACUUACAGCAGUUAAUCGAGCAGGAAAUACCCAAAACGGAAUUGGAGGAAUUCACACCAAUCGAAUUUGGUAAAACACCAAAGAAAACUAAACCGAAAAAGAAGACGAAACAUCACAAGAAAACAGUCGAAAUUGUCGAUGGCGCGGCUGUGACAAUUCAUGAAUUUGACGUGGAAGAAAUACCAAGUGAAAAGGAAGAGGAAAUUGAAGAAGUACCAAUUGAGGAGAUUGGGGAAGAACAGCCGGCACCACAGGAUCAUCCAGAGUACAAAAUAGGUGUUACAGAUGAUCAAGUGGAACCAAUGAAAUUCGAUGAGGAGAUUAUUGAGGAUCGACCAGUCAAGGUGAAGAAACCUAAGAAGCCCAAGGAUGUGCCGAUUGAGGAAGCUCCUGUUACUUUGGAAGAAUUAGAAGAAACCGUUACGACUGUCCAGGAGGCAGAUGAAACUGGCGAAGUAAAAGAAAAGACCGUUAAGAAGCGAAAGAUUAAACGUAAGCAAGGACCUAAGGAGGCGGUAUUUGAAAUAACUGAAAUAGCCGAAGGUGAAGAUCAACCAAUUGCGGAAGUCACAAUUGUAGAAAUUGACGAAGUACAAGUGACACCUCAGGAGCAACAUCCAGCUAAGCCUGUUAGAAAGAUUGUGAAAAAACCAAAACAAAUUCCAAAGGAGGAUGUACAAAACUAUUUAGUAAACAUCAUCGAAGAAUAUGUGCAACGCGAAAUAAUUCCACAAAGUGAGGAAGAGGACGAAGUAAAACAAGUGGAGGAGGUCACUAAGAAGCGUGCCUCUAAACCUAAAAAGCACAAAGUCAAACUCACUGAAGAAGACAUCCAGCCUGGUGAAGAUAAGCCUGUCGAACAUUUCACUUCCGAAGAGGAAAAGCCCGAUAAGAUUUUAAGAACAGCGGAUGAGUACGAGGCUGAAAUAACUGAAACAACAGUGCCUGAAAAACCUGCCAAAAAGACAAUUAAAAAAAUCAAAAAGCAGAAAUCGACCACAGAGGUACCGGAUGAGGAGAGUCCAGAAUUUAUAAUACGCUUAUCAUCGUUUGAAGAAGCACCAGAAGAACAAACAUCAAUGGAAGAGGUUACAUUAUCGCAGCCGGUAGAAUCAGAAACAGUAGAAGAUUUUAAGGUGGUAGUUGAAGAGAUUGAAACAACAGAAGAUGUUAAGGAGAUUAUCGACGAAACUGGCGAAAAAGUAAAACAAACCACAAAGAAACGUAAGAUUAAGAAAGCAGUUGGACCGAAAGAAGAGAUAAUAGAAAUUAUAGAAACACAAUUAGACAAUUCACCAAUUGCAGAAGUAACUGUUGUAAUUGAGGAGAUAGGAAAAGUGCCGGACACGCCGGUGAAAGAUAAGCCUCAAGUUGAUAAACCAAAGAAAAUAAAGAAAGUUAAAAAGGACGACCUCAUUGAAUACAUCUACAAACUAAUUGAGGAGGACAUCCCAAAAACCGAAUUAGAAAAGUAUGAAAGAGUCGACUUGGAAGAACCAAUAAAACUGAAAAAGAAGAAGAAACCUGAAAAAAAAGAAGUUACAGUAAAAGAAGAGAUACCCGCUGAAGAACAACCAGAAUCUUUAGAGGUCGACGUAACUGAUAUUGAAGAGGUAAAAUCGAAGAAACCAAAAAAGAAACCCUCCAGGGAUGUAGUAGUGAAAGAAGAGGACAUACAACCAGCACAAGCAGAAGAAGAGCUCACAGUUACAAUAAAAGAAGAGGAGGUUCCUAAAAAACCGAAGAAGGUCAAGAAACUACCUGUGUCUGUUACCGAAACUGCGCCGCAGGAAAUCACAGAUGUAGAAUACAAGGUGGAAGUAAUCGAGGAGACGGUUGAAAAGGAAAAGAUUACCGAUGAAUCUGGUAAGGUUAAGGAAAAAAUUGUGAAAAAGAAGAAGGUCAAACACUCCAAAGGACCUGAAGAAGUUAUGCUAGAUAUUGUCGAAGUACACGAUAAGGAAAAUGAUGAAGCUGAAAUCACUGUAACAGCCACUAUGCCCAACAAGGAGGAUGAUAUGCCCCAGGAGGUACAAGUCAAGCAAAAGAAAACAAAGAAAAUCAAAACAAAAGAUAUUCCUGAAUAUAUAGCGAAAAUAGUAGAAGAAAUGCCCGCUGAAAUUUUCGAGGAAUAUAAACACGACGAAAUUACAGAGGCUCCCAAAAAACAAGAGAAAAAACCAAAACUCAAAGUCAAACCAAUCGAAGAUGAAGUGGUUAAAGAUGAAGAGAAAAUCCAUGAAUUCACUACGAUAGUUCUAGAGGAAGACCAACCACAAGCCGACGAUAUUGAUUAUGAAAUGAAAAUAGUGGAAGAGGAGCCUAAGCCCAAGAAAAAGAAGCCCGUCAAAUCAAAGGUAAAAGUAACAGAAGAGGAGAAACCCGAGGACACACAAUUGGCUGAAAUAGUUGUUAAGGAUACUGACUCUCAAGUUGUCGAGGAUAAACCAGAGCCUUCUGACGUAAUAAAAAUUGUGGAAGACGAAGUACCAACAAUUGAAGAAGAAGAAUAUAAAAUAACAACAAUUGAGGAAGAUACUAAGCCAAAGAAAAAGAAGCCUACCAAGCAGAAAGUUAAGGUCAUUGAGGAAAGUAAACCUGAAGAAGAAACUUCUGCCACUAUUGGUGUACAAGAAACAGCGCCUGAAGAUGAAAGCGAAGAAAUUCCGGAGGAAGAAGUAAAAAUUUCGGAAGAACAACCGACAUCUGAAACGGAAGAUUUAGAAAUAACAACAACGGAGGAACAACCAAAACCAAAAAUAAAGAAACCAACUAAAAAGAAGAUUAAAAUAAUGGAACAGGAUAAACCUGAGGAGGUGCCUUCUGAUGUUGUUACAAUUCAGGAAGCCGAACAACCUACAUCCGAAACAGAUGAGUAUGAAGUUAAAGUAACUGAAGAAGAGACAAAACCAAAGAAAAAGAAACCAGCCAAACAGAGAGUUAAAGUUGUGGAAGAGGGCAAACCAGAAGAGGUUCCUUCCGACGAAAUCGCAAUCCAAGAACAGGCUCCAGAAGAUAAAAGUGAGAAAGAUCUCACCGAGGAAAUAAAGAUUAUCCACGAACAACCUGAAACUGAAACUGAAGGCUAUGAAGUCUCAGUAACUGAAGAACAUGCUAAACAAAAGAAAAAGAAACCAGCUAAACAGAAGGUUAAAGUCGUUGAAGAGGACAAGCCAGUGGAUGUGCCUUCUGAGGAAAUUUCAGUGCAAGAAAUGAUACCUGAAGAUGUUGAAGAUAUUCCCUCUGAGGAAAUAAAGAUAAAUGACGAUCAACCUACAACUGAAAUCGAAGAUUUUGAAAUUAAACCAAAGGAAGAAAAAGAGAAACCAAAGAAAAAGAAGCCUACCAAACAAAAGAUUAAAUCAAUUGAUGAGGAUAGGCCUGAGGAAGUGCCUUCUGAAGAAAUAAAGCUUACCGAGGAGCAACCUAUAUCUGAAACCGAAGAUUUUGAAGUUCAACCAACAGAAGAACAACAAAAACCGAAGAAAAAGAAGCCUACCAAAGAAAAGAUUAAAGUCAAGGAAGAAGAAAAAUCUGAAGAGGUACCUUCUGAAGUGAUUCAGAUUCCAGAAGAUAUACCAAAAGAGGUCGAAGAAAUUCCAUCUGAUGAAAUAAAGAUAACCGAGGAUCAACCUACGUCCGAAACCGAAGACUUUGAAGUUAAACCGAAGGAAGAUGAAGAAAAACCAAAGAAAAAGAAACCAACAAAGCAUAAAAUUAAGGUUAUUGAUGAAGAAAGGCCAGAGGAAGUACCUGCUGAAGUGGUUGAAGUACCAGAAAAUGUACGCGAAGAUAUUGACGAUAAACCUACCACAGAGAUGGAAAGUUUCGAAGUUAAAAUAAUCGAAGAACAUGAGAAACCAAAGAAAAAGAAACCAGCGAAGCAGAAGAUCACAACAGCUGAAGAAGAUAAACCUGAGGAUGUGCCCGCUGAACCAAUGCAGGUUGAGGAGAUUGAAACUAAAACGGAAGUCAAAGAAAUUGUGGACGACAAGGGUGAAGUUCAAAAACAAAUAGUAACCAAACGCAAGCUGAAGCGCCAGCAAGGACCCAAGGAGGAUGUUAUCGAGAUAAUUGAAGUACAAACAGCUGAUCAGCCCGAAGCCGAAGUAACAAUCAUCGAGACACAAAAAGAAAAUAUAGAGGAAAGUGUUAAACCCAAAGUACAGAAAAAGAAGGUCAAGAAAGUUAAAAAGGACGAUUUACAUGAUUACAUACAAAAACUCAUCGAAGAGGAAAUACCAAAAACCGAACUAGAAAAAUAUGAAAAAAUUGAAUUUGAAACAUUACCGAAAGCUAAAAAGGCAACCGAAGGACAUUUCGAUGUCACCGUCGAUGACGAAACACCAGAAACAACCACCAAACCAGAGUCGAAGAAAAAACCGAAACCAAAGAAACCACAACAAUCCGCCGAGGAACAUCCACUUGCCGAAGUGCGCAUUGUUGAGCAACCAGUACCAGAUACCGAUGUACCGGCAGCACAAAUUAAAGUCAUCGAAAUCGAAACAACUGAAGAACCAGUUGUCAUAACUGAAGAAACACCAGCUGAAGUGAAAGUUGAAGAGAUCACAGAUCAAACAGGUGAACCAAUUCAACAAGUCACCACCAAACGUACACUGAAAAAGAAGGAAAAGGGCAAAAAGGAUAGCACCAUAAAUAUAAUUACCGUACAAGACGAUACAAGUCCAGAAGCGACUGUCAUAAUAACCGAAGAACCGGAAGCCGUGCCAACUGCUAACGAAGAAGAACAACAACCCGAAGAAACUGUACAAGUCAAAGAACAAAAACCAAAGAAACCCAAAAAGACAAUUAAGAAAAUUAAAAAGGACGAACUCGACGAAUAUGUACAGAAAUUAAUUGAAGAAGAAAUACCAAAAGUAGAACUAGAACAAUACGAGAAACCAGAUCUGCCAAUCGUUAAGAAACCAAAAGAAAAGAAAGAAAUCGCCACUAAACCACACGACACCGUACAACAAACGGAAAUACUUGAAGAAACACCUGUAGAUAGUGAAAAGAAACCAGAAAAGGUUAAGAAAUCAAAGAAACACAGUGAAACACCAACACCAAUACCUACUGAACAGAUUACACAAAUCGACGAAACACCACUUACAGACACUACAGACGCGGUUGUUAGUGUAGUUGAAGAAAUCACUAAGCCAAAAACACGAAAACAACCUAAACAACAACCACAACAAGAAACACAAUUAGAGGACACUGAAACAACAACAACAACAACACCAUCGGAUACAAAACCAAAAACAAUAAAACCUAAGCCCAAAGAACAAAAACUCACUGAUGAUACAAGAGAAGAAACGGUGGUACAUAAGGAUUACAUUGUCAGCAUCUUGGAAGAGGAGCCCACAGAAGAAGAGCAAGAGCAACCAGAAGAACAUCCAUUACAGGUGAGAAUUAUAGAAGAAGAGCCCGAGGAAGUAGAAGCCCAUCCAAUUGAUGUCAUCGAGGAGGAGCAGCCAGAGGAGGAUGAAGUUGAAGCGCCUACAGUCGGUGAACAGGAGAAGCCUAAAAAGAAAAAGAAGCCAGUGAAAAAGAAGUUAGACGAACAUGAUCUUAUCAUACAAAAAUUGCUGGAACAGGAAAUUGAGAAGACCGAACUUGAGAAAUAUGAAAAGUUCGAAUUCGAGAAACCUGAAAGGGUUAAGCCAGAAUUUGCCAAUAUAGAGCCAGAGAAAAUUAUACGUAAAGAUCAGAAACCAACCAAGGUGGUGAUUGUUGAGGCAGCCGAGGUGCCGCAAUCGAUUAAACUGAAACCAGCCAAGCGUAAGCCCAAAGCGGUGGAGGAACAAACUGUGCAAUUGCCUAAAUUCAAACUGAAGAGUCGCAUAGAGGAGGUUCAAUACCCACCGGAGCUACUCGUACCUAAAAUAACCGAAAUCGGUGCAGUACGCGAAACUGGCGAUCUUUCGCGUAAUAUUGAAGAAGCCGAGGAGGUUUUGAAAUUCAAACCACGCAAAGUAAAGAAGUUGAAGCCAAUUAAAGAUGAUUUAGAGAAGCCUCAAUUGGAGAAAUAUGAGAAGUAUGUGAGCAGUGAAGAAGAAGUUGAAGAGAAGACGCCAUAUAAAAAACCUGAGAAAGUGCCAAAGCAAGAAGAAAAGCCAGAUGAAGCUAAGCUCAAGAUCGGCAAGGGUAAGAAGAAGCCUAUCGUUGAGGAGCAACCGGAAAGUGUCACUUUGAAGAAGACACCAGUUAAACCGCAAGAGGCUGUGGUCGCUGAAGAAACUGUUGUGAAAAAGAAGGAGAAGGCAGUUGUGAAAGUAAUCGAAGAGACUGCAGAGCAGCCAACAUAUGAAUUGCAACCAUUCGAACCAACAGAUUUCGAACAACCAGAGUAUGAAAAGGAGGAAUUGCAACCCUUCGAAAUGCCUGAAGAACCAAAACCAGAAAAGAAGGAACCGAAACAAAAGCCUAAGCCUAAACCAAAAUCUAAGCCUGAACCAGAAGUUAACGUAACUCAGAUAGUGCCCGGUGUACCUAAAGAACAAGAAGAGGCUCCCGAGGAUGAGGUCAAAUUCCGUAUACCCGAGAGUGAAGCCCCCGAAGAGAAAAAGAAGGAAACUAAACUAAAGCCUGUUAAGAAAGAAAAGAUUACGAAAGCCCCCGAAGAAGAAGUGACGGUGGUGCCCACUGAAGAAGAAGUUGAGAAAGCACCGGUUCCUGAGACAGAGGAGCAGCCAGAAAAGAAAAAGAAACCGAAAGCAAAGAAACCACAAGAACAGCAGGAAGAAGUUGUGGAAGAAAGACCAGAAGAACAAUAUGAAAUUUCUGUUACCGAAGAGCAAGUGACUCUACCAGAACAGCCUGCUGAAGAGAAACCUGCCGAAGUCAAAAUAAAGAAGAAGAAGCCUAAAGAAGCGCCAUUGGCGGAAGUACAAGUGGUUGAAGAGGUUCCCAAAGAAGACGUAAUUGAAGAAACACCAAUUGAAUACAAAAUUACAACAACUGUCACUGAGCCUGAAGAGGCACCAGAAGAGCACAAAGUGCGCGUUAUUGAUUACGAUCAGAAGGAGGUCACAGUCGAGGAAGUAGUGGAAGAAAGGGUUGUUACACGCAAGAAGAAGCCCAAACCACAAAAGCCAGAGGAAUAUGAGUACACGGUUACAGAGCCCGAAGAAAUAGAGCUGCCAUCAGAAGAGGUAGUAGUGUUGCCCGAACAACCUGAGAAGCCCGAAGAAAUCCCGACAGAAGAAGCCGUAGUGGAAGUUAGGGAGAUAUCUGAUACACCCGAAGAACCACUUGCUAAGGUCAGUGUGAAAAAGAAGAAGCCAACGAAAAAACCAGAAGAAGAAACUGUAGUCAAGGAUGUGCCUGUCGUUGAAGAAAUUAAAGAAGAUAUCCCUGAACAAGAAGUGGUUGAAAAUAUCAUCACAGAAGAGGUGACUAAGAAGAAGAAGCCAAAGAGCUAUCAAUUUAAGAUAACCGAAACAGAAGCUGAAGAAAUUGUAGAACAACCUGUUGAAGAAGUACCAGAGGAGCCUGAAAAGCCUCAGCCCAUUGUGGAAGAAGUAAUAAAAGACUUCCCAACAUACGAAAUCACCACAAAAGAUAUCGAAGCUGAGGUUAUUGAACCUGUGAAAGAAGUACAGGAAGCUGAAGUCAAGGAGAAGAAACCUAAAAAGCCGAAAGUUACUGAGGCUCCUAAGGAAUAUAAGGUUGGCGUGGUAGAAGAAGUGGCUCCCCAAGCUGUUGAAGAAGAUGAUCAGCCAGAUGGCGCAACCUUCUCUAUUAAGAAGAAACCAAAGAAAGAGACACCUGAAGAAUUUGAGGCUAAGGUAGUUUUGACAGAACCCAAGCCCAUAGAAGAGGUCGAAACUGAGGUGGCUAUUAAGAAAAAGCCGAAGAAACCAAAAACAAAGGAUGAGGCUGCCGCCGUUCAUGAAAUCAAGAUUGUUGAAUCUGAGGUUCCGAAAGAAGAAGUUUUCGAACAAAAAGAAGAAGAAGUAGCAGUUAUAACCAAAGCACCAGCUGCUGAAGAAAAGCCUAAAGAAUACGAAAUAGACGUUGUGGAAUCUCAAGUCGAAGAAGAAAUUCCCGAGGCCGAGUUCACAGUCGAAGAAAAGGAAAUUGUUGAACAACCAAAAGAGGAGCCUGAAGCCGAGUUUGUUAUUAAGGAAAGCAAACCAGCAGAUGUAGUUGUAGAGGAGACCAAGAUCAAGACCAAAAAAUCGAAAAAGAAACCUACAGAUACCCAAGAAGUUGAAAUGAAGGUGAAAGUUACCGAGGAAUUACAAGAGCAACCCGCAGAAGUGGUGGAAGAGGUAAAAGAGAUUACCACCGUACCCGAAAAGAUUGUGACAGAAGAAAAACCGAAAGAAUAUGUUAUUGGUAUUAAGGAAUCCGUGCCAGAAGAAAAACCCAAGCCCGUACCUGUCGAAGAAACAGAAGUACCUAAGGUAGAAGAAAUUAUCGAAGAAGCGCCAGUACAAGAGGUGAAGGUUAUCACCACAACACCAAAGGAGGAAAUCACUGAAGAAGUAUCUGUGGUCAAGAAAAAGGUGAAGAAACCGAAGGAAGCCAAGGAGGAUCACAAAGUUGAGGUUGUUGAAGAAGUACCCAAGGCUGUUGAAGAAGAAACCCAACCUGAAAUAAGCGCGCCAGUCAUAGAAGAGCAAGGGGAGGAAAAGCCAGCCACUUAUGAGGUUAAAAUUCAAGAAACUGAAGCUGUAGAAGAAACGACUGAAGAACAAGUUGUCCUACCAAAGAAGAAAAAAUCAGUUCCUAAGGUUACAGAAGAACCAGAAGCAGAGGUUACAUUGACAACAAAGCAACCAACCGAGGAUGUUCAGGAAGAAAUCAAAAUCAAGAAGAAACCCAAGAAGAAGCCAGAAGAGACUGAAGCAGCAGCUGAACUUAAAGUAACCGUUGUUGAAGAAGUACCCGUUGUCAAAGAAAUUGAGGAGGUGGUCGAGGAAGUAGAGGAAGUAAAGCCUGUACCCGUGGUCAUGGAAGAAGAAAAGCAUAAAGAAUAUGAGUUCAGAGUAACUGAAAGUGAAGCUGUGAAGCCUAAGGAAGAAGUCACCGAAGAAGAAGUUAGCAUUCCACAAAAGAAGAAGAAACCUGUACCUCAAGUACAAGAUGAGCCAGAAGUAGAAGUUAAGCUGACCACAAAAGAACCGGUUAAGGAGGCUGAAGAAGAAAUUAAAAUCAAAAAGAAACCAAAGAAGAAGCCACAAGAAGAUGUAGCUGAAGCCGAAUUAAAGGUUAGUGUUAUUGAAGAGGUUCCGGCCGUGCCUGAGAUUGAAGAAGUAGUUGUGGAAGAAGAAAAAGAAGAGGAAAUCAAACCUGCACCUCAAGUAGUGAAAGAAGAAUACGAAGAAUACGAAAUUAAAGUGAAAGAGAGUGUUAUUGAAAAACCAAUGGAAGAAGUCUCUGAAGAACAGGUAAUACUGCCAAAGAAAAAGAAGCCAGUUCCGCAAGUUACAGAAGAACCAGAAGCAGAAGUGACACUGACAACCAAGAAACCAACCGAAGAGGUUCAGGAAGAAGUCAAAAUUAAAAAGAAACCGAAAAAGGAACCUAAAGUUGAAGAAGCUCAAGCUGAACUAAAGGUAACUAUUGCGGAGGAAGUUCCAUCUGCUCCGGAGGUCGUUGAAGAAAUCGAAGAGGUUGUGGAGGAAAUUCAACCUCAACCAGAAGAAAAGAAACCGAAGGAAUAUGAGUUUAAGGUAACGGAAACUGAAAAACCAAUGGAAGAAGUCUCUGAAGAACAGGUGACACUCCCGAAGAAAAAGAAACCAGCACCACAAGUUACAGAAGAACCAGAAGCUGAGGUUACACUUACACCAAAACAACCAACGGAAGAGGUGCAAGAGAAGGUUAAGAUUAAGAAGAAGUCUAAAAAGGAACAGAAACCUGAAGAAGCGGCUGCUGAACUCAAGGUAACAAUUGAAGAAGUUGUACCACAAGAGCAAGUAAUAGAGGAGGUAGAAGAGAUAGAAGAAGUUGUAGAAAAGAAACCUGAGGAAAAGCCAAAGGAAUACGAAAUUAAGCUUAAGGAAACUGCGCCUCUGCCCGAACAAGUACUCGAAGAAGAAGUCACCUUGCCACAAAAGAAACAAAUUAAACCAGAAAUAACUGAAGAACCCGAAGCGGAAGUUACUUUAAAACCGAAAAAGAAGGUAGAAGAAGUCGAGGAAGAACUUAAGGUUGUGAAGAAAAAACAAAAGAAGCCAAAGGAGGAAGCCGCAGCUGAAUUCACUGUACAAGUGGAGGAAGAAGUGGUGCCCGAACCUGUUGUUGAGGAAGUUGAGGAAAUCGAAGAAGUCUUUGUACCCAAGAAGCCAAAGGAGCAAACGGCUGAAGAGGUUGAAGUAAAAUUAAAGAAACCUGCGCCGGAAGAAGUACCAGAAGAUGUACAAGUUGACGUUGUGCUCAAGCCCAAGAAACCCAAACAGGUCGAAACAGAAGAGUUCGCUGUCGACGUCAAGCUGCCUAAACAAAAGGAAGCAGCACCGGAAACUGCCGACGAAACUGUCGCAUUGAAAAAGAAGAAGAAACCAAAGCCAGUGAUCGAAGAAGCGGCUGAUGAACUGAAAAUAACAAAGGAAGUCAUCGAAGAGCGACCAGUUGAAGUCGAAGAAGAAGAAAUCGUCGAAGAGGCAAUUGUUAUGCGCAGAAAACCGAAGAAACCAUACGAGCCAACUGUGGAAGAACAUGAAGAAGAAGAAUUCAGUAUGUCACUAAAGAAACCACGACAGAUAAAUGAAGAUGUAGCUGAAGCGGCAACCGUCUUGACAAAACGACCAUCACGACCAAUGGUAUUCGAUGAAGCGGCCGCUGAACUCUCUAUCAGACGGGAAGAGGAAUAUGAAGAGGGUGAAGACAUCGAGGACUUUGUAGUAGAAACAAAAUCAAAACCGAAACCAUUGCAAAUUACCGAAGAAAAUGAACAAGAAUAUACAAUUAAAAAAUUGAAGAAACGCAAGAAGGGUGUUGAAAUACCCGAGUACACGGAGGUUGAAAAUGUUACAUUCCGCCCCAAAAUAAUUAAAACUAAAGAAGAUGUCGAUCAAGAAUUCAAUAUUGCAUUGGAUUCCUAUGCUGAGGAGGAGAUCUCUAUGUCCGGCAAAGUAAAAUUGAAGAAACCCAUUACCAAAACAUAUUCCGAAGCGGCUGAUGAAGCCAAAAUCAAGAUCUACGAAGAUUAUGACGAUGACGAAGGACCUAUCAUCGAGGAGAUACGUGACGAUAGUAGCAUUGAAGAUACAAUGUAUGAUGUAGAAGAGCCCGAAGAGUAUCAAGUUGAAGAAUUGCCACCAGACGAUUUCGAUUUCACAAUUAAACCCAAAAAGCCAGCCAAGCCUAGAUACUCGAUACAAGACGAGGAAGAGGAACAGUUUUUGAUUGGUUUGCGACGACCCAAGAGCCAUUCGGUGACAUACGAUGAAGACUCGUUCACCUUGAAGAAGAAGCGAAAGGUUGUGCAACAAAUCUUCAAUGAAGAGGGCGCUUCUUUGAAUAUCACACGCGAAGCGCAUAUUGAAGAAACGGAUGACGAGAACGCCAUGUAUUCGAUUUGCAAUUAUGUUGCCGACAACGAUGAGGCAAUCAAUUUGGUUGAGGGUGAGAAGGUCUACGUCAUUGGGCGUCACAGUUCCGAGUGGUGGUAUGUGAAGAAGAAUAUCACCGAAGAAGAAGGCUGGGUGCCGGCUCAAUAUCUUAUGGAGCCUGUUGAAUAUACACACUACGUGCAGAAGAAAUUGCACGAGAAGAUCGACAAAUUGCCAGUGUUUGAACGUCCCGGUCCCGAAGAGAAACCCAUGGCACCACGUUUCAUUGAAAAACUUCAACCCAUUCAUACGCCCGAUGGUUACACCGUACAGUUUGAAUGCAAGGUUGAAGGUAUGCCACGCCCACAAAUUGCUUGGUUCCGUGAGACGGCCAUUAUUAAGCCAUCUCAAGACUUCCAAAUGUACUAUGACGAUGAUAAUGUAGCCACAUUGAUUAUACGUGAAGUAUUCCCCGAGGAUGCGGGUAAAUUUACUUGUGUCGCUAAGAAUGUCGCCGGUUUUACAUCAUCCACAACGGAACUAAUUGUUGAGACACCUUUGUCCGAUCACGGUUCCGAUGCUACCGGCUUGUCGCGUAAGAGCAUGUCACGAGAAUCCUCACUAGCCGACAUACUCGAAGGUAUACCACCCACUUUCUCACGCAAACCGAAGGCGCAGUAUGUCGAUGAGAACACAAAUGUGUUAUUGGAAUGCCGUUUAGUUGCCGUACCGGAGCCAGAUAUCGUUUGGACUUUCAAUGGCGAAGAGAUCGAUGUGAAAGAGAUCAAGAAUGUACGCGUUGUAACGGAAUCAGAUAUGCAUAUGUACUGUAGUGUUGUGCACAUAACAAAGGUGAAGAAAUCACAGGAGGGUACUUAUGAAGUGAUUGCCACAAACCGGGAGGGUGAGUCACGCCUACCGAUCGUGCUGAAGGUACGCACAGACGAGAAGGAAGCGCCACAAAUUUUGGAACCACUACGCAACACCGUCGUACGCGAAGGUGAGAGCGUAGUUUUGACCACACAAAUUGUGGGCAAUCCACGUCCUAAGGUGACAUGGUACAAAGAUGGCAAACCGAUUACGAAGAAUACGAAAUCAGACAAAGAUACACAUACGCUGACACUGAUCUCACCCAAGGCGGCAGAAAGUGGCGAAUAUACUGUGAAAGCAGAAAAUCCAUUGGGUAGCGUGGAAACAACGGCAAAUCUGACAAUUGAAGAGCCAUCUAGCGGCAACGCCGAACCACCAUUGUUUGUCGAGCGUUUCGAGGAGCAGUCCGUGCCACAAAAGGGCACAAUCCGUUUGCCUGCUAAGGUUACCGGCAAUCCGGUGCCUGAAGUCCAAUGGCUUUUCAACAACAAUCCGCUCUAUCCCUCACAACGCAUACUACAAAAGUAUGAUGGCGAGAGCAUUGAACUCAUUAUCAAUGAUGCCAAUCCCGACACAGACUCCGGUGAUUACAAAUGUAUUGCCAGCAAUCCACUCGGCAAAACAUCGCAUGGUGCGCGUGUUAUUGUCGAAGUCGAUGAGGUCACCUUCACCAAGAAACUUAAGAAAACCAUUUCUAUUGAAGAAAUCCAAUCACUUACUCUAGAAUGUGAAACCUCACAUGUGGUCACCACGAAAUGGUUCUUCAAUGGCAAGGAACUCAGCGGCAUGGAUCAUCGUGUAGUGGUCGAAGAUGGCAAAGUACAUAAGCUCGUUAUACGUAAUACCAAUUUGCGUGAUAGCGGCACAUAUGUUUGUAAGGUGAAGAAUAAGGAGACUGAAUCCACUGUUGAAGUAUUGCCACGUAAGCCGGAGUUCAUUAAAAUACUUGAAGACUACGAAGUAACCGAAAAGAAUACAGCAAUCCUGGACGUAGAGGUUUCUACCGACAACGCCGAAGUUGUGUGGUAUAAGGAUGGUGAAAAGAUCACGCCCGAAAAUAAGAAUGUGGAAUUCGUUACGGAGGGUAAAGUGCGUAAGCUCGUUAUACGUGAUACAACCAUACACGACGAGGGUGAAUACACCUGUAAAUUAGAUGAACAGGAAUGUAGCGCCGAACUGACGGUUAUUGAACUGCCGCCCGAAAUUGUUAAACCUUUGAAAGAUGUGACUGUGACAAAAGGCGAGAAUGCAGUAUUCGAAGUGGAAUUAAGUAAGGGUGAUGCUUUAGUUAAAUGGUUAAAGGAUGGCAAAGAGUUGCCGCUCAACGAACAUGUACAACUGACGAUCGAUGGCAAGAAACAAACGCUUCGCAUUCUCGACGCGAAACCAACAGACAUUGGCAAAUACUCCAUACAAGUGGGACCACAAACGUCUCAAGCUCAGUUGACGGUGGAAGAACCAUUGGUGAACUUUGUUUUGCCAUUGCCCGAUGUCACCAUUGCCACCAAGGGCACAGAUGCUGAAUUUACUGUUGAGUUAUCACAACCAGAUGUCGAGGUUACCUGGUUCAAAAAAGCUAAACCAAUUAAACCAAAUAAGAAGCACGAAGUAUUUGUAGAGGGUACCGUCAGACGUUUCGUAAUACACGAUGCAGAAGAUGAUGAUGCUGGUGAUAUCAGUUGUACGGCUGCUAAUGCUACAACAACCAGUAAAUUGUGCGUGGAGGAAAUUCAGACAUUACCGAUCAUCACUAGUGACAAAGAUCAAACGAUCAAGGUGAAAGAGAAUGAUGAUGUAACGAUGACUGUCAAGUUCACGGGCACACCCAAACCCGAAGCCGAAUGGAGUACAACGAAGAAUGUUAUCGUAAAGAAUAAGCAUUUAAUACCCACUCUAGAUGAACAAUCGGCAACGCUCACCAUUAAGAAGGUGGUGGACGAUGACGAAGGCUUAUACACAGUAAGACUGAAGAAUCCAGUUGGCGAUGUGGAGGCUACACUCAACUUAAUUAUAAUGAGAAAACCAACGGCACCUGGUGCACCGGAGCCACUAGAGGUAACACAUGACUCAAUCACACUCUUCUGGAAGGCGCCCGAGGACGACGGCAAAUGUGAAAUUACCGAAUAUGUGCUCGAAUACCAAGAUGUGAAAGAGGAGAGAUGGAUUGAAAUUCGCAAAAUCAAAGAUACCACCUACACGAUAAGCAAAUUGAAAAUCGAAACCGAGUAUGUAUUCCGUGCGAUUGCCAUAAAUGAUGUUGGCCCUUCGCCACCAUCUCCACUCUCACCACCCAUACGCCUCGUGGCGGAGGUUAAGAAGGAAAAACCAACUGUGCAAGAGCCACUACAGGAUAUUGUCACCGAAUUGAAUAAGGAGAUUACGCUGUCAUGCGUCUUCGGUGGCAUACCAGAGCCUAAGGUGACGUGGAAGAAGAACGGCGAGGUAAUCAAAACAAAGACUAUGCGCUAUGAGAAUCGUGUAUCGAAAUACACAAUUGAGAAGACAACAAUUGAGACUGAAGCGACGUAUACAUGCGUAGCUGAAAAUGAUAUGGGCAGUGUGGAGACCUCAUGUAGAAUAAUACUGCAAGAGAAGCCAACCAUUGAUAUCGAUGAAAAGUAUCUUGCACAAAAAAUACGUGCUGGCACCACUUUGAACAUUCCGGCCACAGUACGUGGUUAUCCACAACCAAAAGCUACAUGGUAUAGAGAGACCACAGAGCAAACGACGACAACGGAACGUGUAACAAUCGAAACCACAGAGACCACAACAACAUACUCAUUGGAAAAGGUGACGCGUGAAGAUUCGGGACGUUAUAAGAUCACAGCUACAAAUACAUCGGGCACCGCCACGACUGAAUGUACCAUACAAGUGAUUGACAAGCCAAGUCGACCACGAUCAAUAGAAAUUAAAGAAAUGAAAAAGGAUGCCAUCACACUCGCGUGGACGCCACCAAUUGAUGAUGGUGGUCUUGAGUUGAAUAAGUAUGUAUUGGAGAAAUGCGAUUUGCAAAAUAAUCUGUGGAUGAAGGUGGCCGAUUUGGAAAAAGACAUACACUCCUAUGCAGUACAAAAACUUUCCAUGAACUCACAAUACAUGUUCAGAGUGGUUGCCGCCAAUCCGGUUGGUGAAUCUGAACCGGUUGAGAGUGAUCCGGUGACAAUAGCAAGGAAAUUCGAAAAACCAUCAGCUCCACGUGGUCCGACGGAAGUUUUCGGUAUGACAGAUACAGCAUUUACGCUCGCAUGGGAACCAUCUGAAAGCGAUGGCGGCUCAAGAAUUAUCGAAUAUAUUGUCGAAAUCAAAGAAUUCCAUGAAACUGAAUAUCGUCUGCUCGGCAGCACGACCGGCAAUGUCACAAAUAUUCUUGUUAGUGAUGUGAUCAAAGAUCGUGCAUACCAAUUCAAGAUUUAUGCAAAGAAUGAAGUUGGCAUUAGUGAAGCUCUAGAGACUGAAGAUAAAAUAGUUGUAAGCCGUAAGAUAACACCUCCAUCACCACCGCAAAACUUACGCAUCCCAGAUGUGACGAAUCGCAGUGUAACGCUUGACUGGGAAGUACCAGCGAGUAACGGAGGCUCUGAAAUAACUGGCUAUUGUAUUGAAAAACGUUCGGCAACAUCAACCAAAUGGACAAAGGUAAUCACAUUGGACGCACACUGUCGCCAAUACACUGUGGAUAAUUUGAAGGAGAAGUGUGAAUACUGGUUUAGAGUGUCAGCGGAAAAUGCGGUUGGAUUAGGUGCACCAGCCGUAACCGAGAGCGUAUCACUCAAAACACAUGCAAGUAAGUACAGAAUUGCAACAGCAUUUUCUCACGCACAAAAAAUACUGGAUAAUAAUUUAUUUUUAAUUUCCACAGCCGUUCCUUCGCCACCGACUGCGCCAUUGGAGGCGCGCGUGCUCGCUGCCAAUGCACACAUAUUCGAAUGGGGUAUACCCGAGUCAGAUGGUGGUGCGCCACUGCUCGGCUAUCACAUUGCUAUACGUGACAUGAAGAAGACAAUGUGGAUUGAGGUGGGUCGUGUACCGGCCGGUGUGCAAAGAUUCCAAAUACGUGAUUUACAGGAGAAUCAUGAGUAUAUGAUACGUAUAUUUGCCAAAAAUGAGAUUGGUCUUAGUGAGCCACUCGAAUCGGAGGAACCAUAUGUGGCUAUGACAGCAGGACAUUUGAGUUUACCUGAUGAACCGCAUACGGAGAUAAGUUCUUGCAAUACAUCGUCUUGGUUGCGUAAUCACAACAUGGAUGCGGACAUACAUUCGUAUGCUCGUGGUAUAUUAUUGCGACGUGACGAAUACUUCUUCCGCAUUUGGGCGAAAAUGCCGAAGAGCAAAAAGAAAAAUUCAAAAUAAUACUAAAAAAAAAUACAAUCAAUAUCAGAAAUAUUGUAAAAAUCUAAAAAUCAUAACAAAAACAAAAAGAAACUCGAAACUACUAAUGACUUAAAAAAUCACUUACAUUAUGUAAUUACUGAUAAUAUUAUA